GUCGGGGGGAGGGGGAGGUCGAAGAGGGAAAAAGAGAGAGAGAGAGAGAGAGAGAGAGAGAGAGAGAGAGAACAACCCAGGCAGGCCAAACGGCCGUGCUCGGGGUUUCCCAGCCGGGCCGCAAGGGCGGGGAAGCGAGCGAGCGAGCGGGAGGCAGAAAGAGAGAGAGAGAAAAAGGAAGGAAGGAAGGAAGCGGGGAGUUGCCGCCUACCCUCGCCUGCCGCGCCCAACCCAGCCAGCCGAGACUCCGCUGCUUUCCCUAUGGCCGCGAGCGGGAGCUGAGCGGCGGAGCCCACACCCACCCACAAUAGCUUUUUAAAAACAAAAAACCGAGGACCGCGAAGAGAAAGAAAGAAAAACUGAGAGGAGGAGGAGGAGGAAACAACCUCCCACACAUAACAAAACCUGCCCGCCCGAGCGACUCCCUCAGGGGACCCCUUGCCCGCCCGCCUCCUCUUGAUUCGACGUUCCUGUUGGUGGUGCAGCCGCCGCCCUCCCUCUUUUCUCUCUCUCUCCCCCUCCUCCUCCUCGGUGCGUCUCUUCGUGAGGAAACGGAGCGGCUGCCAAGCGCAGCGCGGGACGGACGACGGCGGCGGCGACGACGAGGCGGCGGCAGCAGCAGCAAUAGGGGCUUCCUCCUCCUCCUCCUCCUCCCCCUCCCGGUUUAUUUCUCUUUCUGUGUCCCCCCUCCUCCAUACCUCCCCCUCCCCCCCGGUUUCCUCCUCUUCCUCUUCCUCCUCUCUGCUUCCUCCCUCGACGCUGCCUCCUGCCCCGCUGGCUGGCCUGACGGACUGAAUUGACUGGGAGGAGGAAGGAGGAGGAGAACCGGCGCCUCUCGGCGGGGGUCUUGCGAGGGGGUCGCCCGCCCGGCGGGGAGGGAGAAAGGAGGAGAGGAGGGCGUAUUGGCUGGGGGCGGCGGCGGCGGAGGCCGUGGAUGAGCAACGACCGUCGAGGAAGGUGAGAGAAAGAGAGAGGAAAGCAUAAUAUGUGGUAUUAUUGGAGGGGGGGUGUUGUUUCGAAAUCCCCCUCGCAGGGAUCCUAAUCACGUUCCCCCACCCCACCCUUUACAGCUUUGCUCGCCGUCCUUAUUACGGACCCAGUUCGUAUCCCCACCCUGAAAAAACAGGCCUCGUUCGCCCCGUUCUUAAAAAAAACCCCGAAGCCCCAUGACAGCUCCUGUUCACAUCCCCACCCUGAAAAACAGGCCUUACUGACCCGAUCCUGGGCGGGAGGGGGGGGGGACCCGGCCCCAUCUCAUAUCGUGUUCAUACUCUCCCCACCCACCCCGCAAAAAAACAGGCCUCAUUCGGUUAAUCCUGUAAAAUCGGGAGACCUUGUUCAUUUCCCCACGCCGAAAAUCAGGCCUUAUUCAUCCCCUCUUAAAAAAAACCCCAACCACCUCCCAAUCACUGAUCUUGUGCAUGCAGCCCCAUCAAAUCUCUCCGCGGAGACCCUAUUCAACCCCCCGCCCCAUUACGAUCUCUCCAGGCCCUUGUUAAGUCACCUUAAACCCUUGUCUUUUAAUCAGUAUUUUCUAAACUCUCAACAUCAGCCAAUCCUGUUUCUCUCCCUACGGCCCUGUUUUUUAGGUGCUCCUAACCCCCUUUCUUCCUCUGCCACCCCCGCAGAAGCCUCCAUUACGCCCCUUCACAUGCUCCUCCCUUUUUAAAUCAUUUUCUCUCCCCCCCCACCUUAAAAUACUCUCUCCUCACUUCUCCCGUCUAGAUACCUACCCCCCCAUAUCAUCUCUUUUCCUAAAAAAACAAAUUGUUGGCAAAAAAAGAAAAACAUUUCAGUGUGUUUCAGUUAUGGGGGACGGAGGAACCCUUCAAUAAAAUCCCCAACCCUGGGUCCCUCCUGUUUUAGCCAAAUCAUGCUUGUCUUCCCUCUCUAGCCUUCUAAAAAGAGCAAUGCAAAAACUAAGAGGGAGGGAGGCUGCCCCUCCUUGAAAUUUGAGUACUGUACUGAUCAAUUUCCCCCAUAUUUUCUCUUCCCUUUCACCUCAUACACUUUCAUCUCCUUCCUACUUCAUGACUUAAAUCUUGCUCCUUUCUGCCCCACUUCUUUCUCUUUCACCCCUCUGUUUUUUCCUCUCCCCGCAGAAUUUCCCCCUCCCAGCUGCUUUAGACUGCCCUUCCCUAUUACAGCUACUUCUGCUUUCCCCUCCCUUUUUAAUACUCUCCCUUGCUGUUUCAAAUCCUUUCCCUAUCUACAGUACUCCCCUCCAUUUUGCGCUCUCUUUUUUCUCUCUCCCCUUCUCUAUCCUGUCCUCUCCCCCCAUCUUACAAUGCCAUCCUUCCUGACUAGGCGAGGUGCCCUGCCCUUUUUUGUUAGGGCUGCUGACACAGGAAAUCAAGAAAUAACCAUUUCGGUUUUUUUGCUUUCAUUGUCUCCAUCACUGUCCCACCCAUCUCAGAACAUCAGGGAGGGGGAGUGUUUUUCUGUAGCUGCUGGCCAGAGAUAGGAAAAGGGUGUGUGUGUGUGUAUAUGGGGGGGGGGGUGUUGAAGAACUGAUUCUUUUCUGCAUGCGUUGAGGCUAGAAGUGGGGGGAGGGGAAGGAGGCAAGCAAGUCCACAGAGGAUGCUUGGGAGAAAAUAUCAAGAGAGUGCUGUUUGUGUGUGGCUGGUACUGUAAUGGUGGAAAAUUGAUUGGGUGGAGGAGAGGAAAACAGGGUGAGAUUGCUUUAGGCAACCCCUGGCCAAGGAGAAGGCUAAGAAAAUGGAAUCUUGGUGGUUUUCUUCUUCCUACGGUAGGAAAUGGUUUGGAGGCGGGGAGAGAAUAAGAAAUGCUUCUACUUUCACUGUCAUAGUAGAGAGAUUUAGCUGUUGUAUUUUUUUUAGUUGCUUUUCUGCUUUAAUAGGUGUUGUAUAAUUUUGCCAUUAAUGUCUGCUCAGGGUAGACGUUGGCUGCUGGAGAACCAGGGAGCAUGCAAAUAUGAUUUUUUUUAAAAAGCAAUUUAAGGAAAAUUGCUUUUGUAUUAAAAGUUUGUUUUUUUAAAUAACUAGGUGAAUUUCUAAAACCACAUGAGGGAAAUGCUUAUGGAGACUAUUGUGUGACUUUAAAUAAUGAAUUAAUCCAGAGGAUAAGGAAGGAUUUUAUUUUAUUUUUUAAAUAAUGUGUCAAGAAGAAUAUUAGAAUGAUAUAGAGGUUAUCAAUUUGUCACUGUGAUGAAGAACUAAAAAUUUAACGAAUGUGAUUUUUUGUCAUGAUUGCCUUAGCAAAACCACUUAUUCGAACACAUUUUAUGCAAGAUACAUAUAUUUUAGCCACUUUAAACAAGGCAAAUGCUGUUUCCUUAAAAAAAUGAAAGCUUGGAAAUGGGGAAAGCUGCUUCUCACACCACCUAUCCAUGUGGAUUUGGAUGUGGUGAAAGAAUAAUACCAAAAAUUGAAAGGAGGCUGCUGUCGCCAUUUAUGUACAUAGUCUGAGGAGAGGUUUGUUGCACAUUUUGAAGCUUUCCUUCUAAGCACAGGCUUGUAAAUAAAGACAAACCGCUUCUGCUGGUUUUGUGAAAUGCAUGUUAGAAAACGAGAUGAAGAUGUGAUCUUAAUUAAUCUUAGAUAUUAAGCAUUCUCUCUUUUGUAAUUUUGGGAAGAGGGGAUUGAAUAGGUCAAUUGUUUUAGUGGUUGCAGAUUAUGGAGGGUGUGCUUGUUCUCUCCCCCCCCCCCAUUUUUUUCGGGGAAUGAAUGGAUCUUUUUGUGCUGGGCCCGGUAACUGCAACAAGAUGGCGUUUGCAGGAAGGCAACUCUUCGUUUUCAACUAAACACAGCUUCACCAAACCAAAUCAUGUUUAAAUUCCUUUUCUGACUUUGAUAAGCUUUUUUAUUUUUUUUUAAUUAACAGAUUUGUUUUGUUGGGGCUAGGGGAUUGGCAGAUGUUCUAGGUUUUUAAUCUUUUGAUGCUUUUCAGUCUCCAAAUAAAGCCGGGUGGGUGGAGUAAAUAGUUUUAUUGAAAUUUUUACAUCGUGGCAUAAAUACAUGGGAUAUAGUGAUGGGAUCAUUUUUAACUUCUCAAAGCCUCCUCAUAAGAGUUUUAAACUCUUUCCCCCCCUAGAAUGUUGCCACCAAUUUUCUUCUACAGCAGGGCUUACAUAAAUCUUAUACAAGCAUUAUUUGUAGAACUGUGUAAUCUGUCAGUGUGAUCACAUGUGACCUCUUUGUGAUGGAAAGGAAAUGCAGUUCUGCUCCUUUGCCAAAAAUAUGACAGCUUCUGCAACAGUAUUUGACCUGAAAUUCUUCAGUGAAAUAUAUAUAUAAAUAAAAAGUGGCAUGAAGCAGAAGCUUGCUUGAUUAGUAGAACAUUUUCCCUGGUCUUUUAUAUUUUUUAUACAAGUUUUUACAUAUUUUAAGUGCUUACUGGAGUAGCUUGUACAAUUGAAUGAGAUUUUAAAAGUUGGUAACAUUCUUUAUUAAAAAAGCAAUAGCUGUGAAUGUGAAUUUUAAUUCACAUUCCAACUGGGUUAAAGUACAGUACUGCAGACUUCUAACUGACCCAAAGCAGAUUAAUUUAGAAGUGAGCAGAACAUAUUUCACAGUCUGUAUGUUUGGAAUUGUACCUGCAUUUGCAGAAACAUUUGAAAUUACACUAUUUGGAUGGCAUCAAAUUAUUGUUAAUAGCUUUAAAAUAAUACUAUCAAAUUUUAUUAGUUUAAUUUUUAUCUUACAUCUGAAAGCUCACCAGGGCAGACUAGAUGACAUUUAUUUAUCUUGAAUACACAUAUCUUGAAAUUAGUAAAAUGCAUAGUAUAUUUUGAGUUUAAUAGUAACCCCAUACUCUUUAUUAUGGGUUCUAAUUGUUAGCUCAUAACAGUGUUCUUUGCAUUUGGCGUCGGGUUUGUUUUUCUGGGGGGUUGGGUCUGUUUUGUGUUUCUGCUUUGGUACAGUACAUUGUAGUUGAGGCCCACAUAAAGAAUAGAUAUUUGGAUAAAUGCACAAGAUAUUGAUUGACAGUUACUUGUCAUUAUUGUAUUUUCAUGUGCACACCACUGGAAUUUUGAUCAUGUUUUAUAUUUUCCCUUUUUUGCCCUUUUCUCUAUGAGCAGGUGUUAAAAUUACCUAAGGGCCUGUGUUCACUAGGGUUUAUCCCUAUUUAUUCAUUGCAGCUGCUAGGUCAAUGUGGCAGUAGGCAUUCUGUCGUGAUACUUUAUGUGUCUGGCAUUGAGAAACUCAUCCACUUACUUGGAAAAGUUUGAACUUGGAAGUUAACCAUAUCAUUGUAUGGGGACACUGGUUGAUGUUACAUACCUAGGCAUUAUGUGUGGUGGUGGUGGGGGGGAUAGAUGAGGAAGUCUGAAAUGUGUUCUAUUAAACCAAAUUAAAAGCAUAAGUUAGAGGCUGCUUGGCCUCUUUUUCAGAUAAAAACUAACAAGGCUUUAGUAUAAGGAUGUCAAUUUCCGUUGUAUCUUUAACAGCUAAGCAUGGUAACCGGUCAUAAUAGUGGUUAUGUAGCCAGCAAAUAAAUGCUGUAUGUUUUGAGCAGAUUGAUUAACAGGAACACACAUUACUGUUUUGGCUUUUAGGUCAUCCUUUCUGCAAAUCAGCCCUGCACAUAGCUUGCAUUUUGUGUGCAAUAAGUUUCUUGAAGUGCCAGGAAGUAAAGUUAGGUCAUUAAAAGAGCCACUAACUGUUCUAGGAGGCAUUGCUGUGAUUUCUCAACCACAGUUUGGAGUCAGAGCACUUUUUCUUCAGGUGAAGAUUGUGACUAGUCUAUGAUCUAGAAAUAAAUUUUAAAAUGUGCAUUACAUACAGUGAGGGGAGAAAGUAUUUGAUCCCCUGCUAACUUUGCCCAUUUGCCCUUUGAUGAAGAAAUGACCAGUCCAUAAUUUUAAUGGUAGGUUUAUUGUAGUGUGGGACAGAACAACAACAAGAAAACUCCCAGAAACCCAGUCAGUCAGAGAUUGAUAUGCAUUAAAAUGAGUGAAAUAAGUAUUUGAUCCCUUUGCAAAAGAUGACUUAGUACUUGGUGGCAAAACCCUUGUUGGUAAUUACAGAGGUCAGACAUUUCUUGUAAGUGGCCACCAGGUUUGCACACAUUUCAGGAAGUAUUUUGUUCCACUCCUCUUUGCAGAUCCUCUCCAAGUCAGUAAGAUUUCGAGGCUGAUGUGUAGCUACUCAAACCUUCAGCUCCCUCUACAGAUUUUGAUGGGAUUAAGGUUUGGAGACUGGCUUGGCCACUCCAGGACCUUAAUGUGCUUCUUCUUGAGCCACUCCUUUGUUGCCUUGGCCAUGUGCUUUGGGUCAUUGUCAUGCUGGAGUACCCAUCCUCUACCCAUUUUCAGUACCCUGGCUGAGGGAAGGAUAUGCUCACCCAAGAUUUGACGAUACAUGGUCCUGUCCAUUGUCCCUUCAUUGCGGUGAAGGUGUCCUAUCCCCUUAGCAGAAAAACACUCCCAAAGCAUAAUAUGUCCCUGUCCAUGUUUGAUGGUGGGGAUGCUGUUCUUGGGGUUGUAGACAGCAUUCCUCCUCCAAACAUGGCGAGUUAAGUUGAUGCCAAAGUGCUUGAUUUUGGUCUCAUCUGACCACAACACUUUCAUCCACUUCUCCUCUGGGUCAUUCAGAUGUGCAUUGGCAAACUGCAGACGGGCCUGUACAUGUGCUGUCUUGAGCAAGGGGACCUUGCGGGCUCUGCAGGAUCUCAGUCCUUCACGGCGUAGUGUGUUACCAACUGUUUUCAUGGUGACUAUGGUCCCAGCUGCCCUGAGAUCAUUGACAGGUUCCCCCCGUGUAGUUCUGGGCUGCUUUAUCACCAUUCUCAUGAUCAUUGCAACUCCAUGAGAUGAGAUCUUGCAUGGAGCCCCAGACUGAGGGAGGUUGACAGUUGUUUUGUGUUUCUUCCAUUUGCGAAUUAUUGCACCAACUGUUGUCACCUCACCAAGCUGCUUGGCAAUAGUCCUGUAGCCCAAUCCAGCCUUGUACAGGUCAACAAUCUUGUCCCUGACAUCCUUGGACAGCUCUUUGAUCUUGGUCAUGGUGGCUACUUUGGAAUCUGCUGGAUUGAUUGCUUCUGUCGACAGGUGUCUUUUGUACAGGUACUGUAACGAGCUGGGAUUACAGGUAAGACCUCUCCCUUACAGCAGGUGUCUCUAAUCUCAGCUCCUUACAUACAGUGAAGAUACCAGGUAGCCUGACAUCUGGCUGGUUGAUAGGGGAUCAAAUACGUAUUUCACUUAUUAUAAUGCACAUCAAUCUCUGACUUGUCUUCUGGGUUUCUGGGGGUUUUCCUGUUGUUAUUCUGUCUCUCACAGCUACAAUAAACCUACCAUUAAAAUUAUGGACUGGUCAUUUUUUCGUCAGAGGGCAAAUGGGCAAAGUUAGCAGGGGAUCAAAUACUUUUACCCCUCACUGUAUUAUGGAGUUGAUUCUACAACCUCACAUAAUGCUGAUAUAAUCCAACUGGUUUCAUUAAUAAUGUCACUACAUAAAAUCUGUAACUGCUCCUGUUUUUUGUCACUUUUCUCCGUACUAAUUAAAGUGUAUGACUGAAUAAAACAUAUUUUGCUAUUAUCUGAGGACUUUCAUUGGAAUAAUCACACUUCUGUUAAAAAUGAAUGUAGCUUUUGCUUCCUGUAUUUUGCUUCCUGCAAUUGGCUCAAGUUUCAGUCCCUGGAUUGGAUUAAAUUCUUACUGUCCGUGGAUUUUGGCUUUGCAUUAGUGGAUUGGUAAUUGAUAUUCUCAAUUUUAAUAUCCAGAUGUAGCCAUAUGGCAUUCCGUAUUGUUUGAGACUGCCAUUAACACGAGCUUGACAGAAGAAAGAAGGGAAUGAAUAAUUUUGUGUAGAUGGCAGAUUUGGCACGGAAGAAAAAUCCUUAGUGCUGUCAACUUCUUUCCCCUUGCCCUCAGCAGGCAUAAUAGGAAGAGGAGAGUUUCUAGGAUAAUUGGUCAUUUUGAAAGUAUCAGUCAUUGUGAAAUGGCUAAAGACUGGUUACUUUUAAACCAAAUAGUUAAUUAUAUUUGGAGCCUAGAAUGGCAGUCAUUGCAAAUGCAAGUGACAGGGUCACUUCCCAGAAGGCUUCUAGGCAAAGGCAGAACUAAGAUGAUGACAAAGGGCAGAAGGAGGGAGGUUUCUGACACUGUAGAAUAAGUUCAGGCACUGAUGGUUUAUGAAAGGUUUUGUCCAGAAAAUGUGCAUUGUAAGGUAAAAUUUAAAGGCAUUGGUGAUAAAGAGCGGGAAGCUAUUCCAGUCAUAAGGAGUAGUAUGAUAAAUGCCAUGGAUGACAAAAGGGAGCUGAUACCAGAUGAGAAUAUGUAAAGGGGAGUGAAGGAGAAUGUCAGGGAUAAAAGAGGUAGAGAAUCUGAUAGUGUGUUUGGUUGAGAGGUACUGAUUCAAUAAGAGGAUGGUCUCCUCUCAGCAGUGUUUAUUUAUUUAUUUAAUAAAUUAAUAAAAUUCAUAUAUUGUUUGAUUGUAAAAACCAAAAGCAGUUUCCAAACUUUGGAUACAUGGUUUAUUAAAUGUUGGAGAAGAAUCCUACAGAGUUGAUGAGAAACAAUGCAUCUCUUAAAUAAAUAUUUAUUGUGUGUUUAGAUGCCUGCAUUUUAAAAUCUGGAUACUCUGGAAAAUGUUUGUAUCCAUUACUUCCAUGUUUUGUUUUGUUUUGCUUUGUAUUUGUUUUUUAAAAUAUAGCAGUGGGAGUCAUUCAUAUUGGGACUGAGGGACUGAGGAAUAAGAGUUAAUCCCACCCACAAUUUUUCUGGUUGACACUCCCCCUUGCUCCACUUCCAUUUGCCGUGUGGUAUACGCUUUGCUGUCUUGGGCAAAAAGCAGUUUUGGGAGGUAGAUUUUUAACUAGGAAAAGGGAGGGAAGGGUUAGAGCUCCUCUUCCUGCACCAUGGUCCAAUACAAAUUCCUCUCUGCAUGCACAGCUGCAUUCGCCAUUUUUAAAAAAUGGGAAGAUCUUAAUGUCAUUUAGUUGCAUCUUUAGUCUGUUUCCAUACCAGAGUGUUCUUUGCCAUCUUUAAGGCUGACUUAAUUUUAUUAUAUCAGGAAGAUACGUUAUCAAAUGUGCAGAUGGUGAAGGGGGCACACACACAUAUUUGCAUAAACAUGCACACUUUAUAUUUAUCACUUGCACAACUAUAGCAUUUAGAAAUUAAGGAAAUACUUUUAUCUUUCUGAGAACCUUUUGUGUGUUUAUCUGUAUUUCGUUUCUGUAUUUCAGUAUUCUGUAAUACUGUUUACCAUAUGGAUUUUACCAUAGUUUAACUUGGAAAAUAUGUGUUAUAUUUAUCUUCUUUACCUCACUCUCACCUUCCUGCCACAUAUCAAUAAAAUUGCCAAUUGGCACCAUCUUUUUAAAUUAUCUUAUAAGUAUUUGGGAAAAUGGUGUGUAUGUAGUGCUGAUAUACUAAUGGGAAAGGGUGUGGGAGGAAAUAAAUCCACUACAAAUUUUCUUCUUCAGUCCUAUUGCUUCUUGUUGUAUAUACUUGCUAGUAAGAAAAACAGGCUAACCUGAGGCAAGUGGAAGAGGUAACCUUUAUCAAAGAUCACACCCAUGAAUUGUUAUAAUUCAUAUGUAAAACUUCAUCUGAUACUCAUCUCUUACAUCUUUAAAAGUGAGUUAUGCUGAUAUGUUCUCUUACAAGUGAGAUGCAUUAAAAGACUGUUUCAUAUCUUUUCAUCUAAGAACAGGAAGGGAUUCUCUAUCUUAACAACUCUAAAGUUGUGGUUCAUCUAAGUGUGAGUUUUCAGGAGUCUUGAAGGCAUGAUUUACUUCACAGUUUGUAGUUUGGUAGACCUUGAAAGAGUGGUAUAUGCAUUCUCCACACAUUAAGGUAUAAAUGCAAGCUCUUGGCUUUUUAAGAAUGCUGAUUGACUGUGUUAUAAACAAAGUGAUCUGUGGCAAAAUUCUCAUUUUUCUGAUGAGGAUAUGCCUUAGCCCCACUCUCCUAUUAUACACAAGCAGGCUGUCACUUUUUAAUUCAGUAGUUCAGUUUUUUAGGAGUCAUUCUUGUUUGAGGGCAAAGGCAUCUCUCAGGUGAAGCUUAACGUUGGGCAAGAGCUGUUAAGCUGCCUGUCAAGAAGCCAGAGAGUGAUACCUUCCAAAACCUAAUUUUGUGUUCAGAGUGGUGUUUCUGAAUAUGUGAGUAGGUUCAAUACUUCUGGGUGUUGAAAUUGAGGAGUCUUUUGUGGCAAACUUUGAUACUCCCUACUUGAAACAAUAAAAAGUGUACUGAGCUUUAUGUAUACCCUAAUGAAAUAACAGUGUAGUGUAUAGGUUUGUUGUUUAGGUUGUCUUUAAAUUAGAAGCACAUUAGCGAGAGGUGAAAUGUAUAAGACUUAUUAGGUGACUUAACCUGUGUUUUGCCAUGACUGCUAAUUUGAGUAGAAUUGCCAAAAUUUAUGAAAAUCUGCUACAUAAGCUUUUCAUGAUUCUUUCACUAUCUUUUUGAAGUAUCAAAGAUACUUGCAUAAGAAAAAGGUCAUUUAGAAUGUUGACACAUAAGAGAAUGGUAAGGGAUGUGAGCUUUUGUGUAGUAAUGACAUUUUUCCCCCUGAGAAAAGAAUUUUAACUUUGUCUUCUAAUUACAAGUUAGCUGCUUCAAAGGCUCAUUUAAAUGGCCAGAAGUAAUUUUCAACGCAUUCCUGGAAUUACUUGUGUUUUUGUCCCUUUGGAUGCCUGUGGGAAUGCUAAAAUUAACUGAUCUUUCUUUUGCAGCCCUCCCCCCAAGUACACCUUUCUUCUUAUUGUUUGCCAUUACAGUAGGCCCACAAUGUACACACAUUUAACUUGUGUGCAUUCAGCUUUAUGUGUGUGUGGAUUUAUUUAUUUAUUUAAAAAAUCUUGGAAUGGGGGUGGUGUUCCAUGAAAAAUGACUUUGGCAAUUUCACCUGCCAAUGAACCCCAUGUGUUGAGGCCUUACUUUAUUGAAAGGUUGGGGGGACUGGGGAGGUGAUAAAUGUAAUGUUGUGUUUUAGAAACCUAGGAAGCUGAUAUAUACAGAGUCAAAACAUUAAUCCAUCUAGCUCAGUAUUGUCUACUUUGACUGGCAGUAGUCAAACAUCUUGCAGACAGGAGUCUUUCCCAGCGCUAUUGGAAGAUGCCAGGGGCUCAUUGUGAUACUUUUUGUAUGUGUUCUACUGCAUUGAGCCAUGCCUUUUGUCUUAAUAUUAUAGCAGAUCCAAAUGUUUGCUGCAUAGUGUUUUAAAAGCAGACUAAGAAGAACUUCAUAUAUAUGAGAGAUACCAGUAGUGUGAGCUGUUUUUAUUUAAGACUUUUAACAUAAACCUCAACCUGCAAUGGCUCCAUUCCAAACACACCUCUUCACAAGUUUCAUUAUAUUAAUGAUUUGAUAUAAAAUUCUGACCUUAUUUUUCUGAGCUAUUUGCAUGUGAAUAGAAUAUUGCAAUGGCAUAUUUUGCUGCAUCUCCUUGAGCAUAAAAAGCACAUGUUUAAAGUUCAUGAAAAAGUAUACUCUGUCAGGAUGGUUAGUACUCUAUAAAUACAUCUCUUGCCCACCUAGCAGUUCAAAAGCACGUUCAAGUGCAAGUAGCGUUUGUAUACUUUUGGACUGGACUCAGUACUAUGUUUUGAUUUGCUAAGUUGAUUUGCAAAAUUUUAUCAGGUGAUAGCUUGUUCUGUGAGAGGAUGACAAGCUUUCUCCCUGUAUGCAGCUCUCAAGAUUUUGCAAGUAAUGUAAUUGGUAAGAGUGUGAGCUGAAAAUAUACCUGUUCAUUGAUGAGGUGAUACUUGACUUCACUAAGUGGCUUCAGUUAAGCAACCAUCUGCCUUAGCCCCUCACAUCUGUAUAUUGUUGUUGUUGGUAUCCAUCAGUCUUGAGAGACAAUGGAGUGUGCCUCCAGGGGUGAAGUCUAACUGCAGUGUUAGGUGUACUGAAGUGACCUCCCAAGGGCACAAACCUGGGCAGUAUGUAUGGAGGUCCUGGGCUGCCCAGACAACUAGACACCCCCCCGCCCGCUCGGUCUCACCAAAGGAAAGCAGAGCAAUAUGUUUGGCACCAGCUUGACUGUAGGAGUUGCCAGAAGGAGGUGUACAAGGUGCCAUCCAACCGUCUUAGAGAUUCCACUCUGGAGAGUAGCCGAUGGGUCUCAAACCCUCAGUGAAUUACAACUUCCCCUGCAUGCAAAGACAGGCUGCGGCAGAUUGAGUGGAUGAGACCAGUAAAGAAGGCGGUUUCUGCAGGUCCUGUAGAGGAAAGUAAGGGGAAGAUGGGGAUCAUCAGCUUGGGAAUGUAGCCCAUCUUGGAGGAGGAAAUCUCUGAUGCUAAAUCUCUGCUGCCUUGCAGUACAUUUUUGGGAGAAGAAAAGGCUAAGAAGUAAACCCUACCAUUGGUUGUCAAACUUAAUCUGUUUCAGGAGUCACUUUGACUCCUGGAACAGUUCGAAAACCAAGGCGCUGCUUCUGAUUGGCUGCAGGAGCUUCUUGCACUCAAUUGGAAGGUGUGUUGGACGUUCGGCUUCCAAAAAACGUUUGCAAACUCAAACACCCACUUCCGGGUUUGCGGCGUUCGGGAGCCAAAACGUCCAAGUACCAAGACGUUUGACAACCAAGGUACGACUGUAUAAUACUGGAUUGUUAUUAAAUACUGAUACAUUAAAAUAAUUUUCAGUGUCGGCUCCUUGUUGCAGUUGGGCUCCUUGUUGCAGUUGGGGCUUAGAGGUGAGUCCUGAAUCUGGCCAAUUGAAGACUAUUGUUUUAAUGAUGGCAUGAUGAAGAGAUACGAAUUGAUAACUGCUGACCAGAGGUGCUUGAUCAAAGAUCAGCCAUUUGUUUAAUGUUUAUUUUUUUUUUUCGCAAGUAAAUUUUUAUUCAGAAUUUGUAUAAAGAAAAGAAAAAAGAACUAACAAAUACAAAAAUAAACAUUUUAACAUAAAUUAUUCAUCCUAUUUUCAUACUAUACACAAAGAAAGCAUACGUUCAUACAAAAAUAAUAAUAUAACCAUUAGGCUCUCCUUAGCCUUUGACUUCCCUUCACCCUUUUGGUAAGUAUCAAAUAAGUCCCGGGUUGCGUAAUUAGUUUAUUAAAGUUUAUAGUUAUUAGCUGAUAAAGUUUUUCUAAUACCGCCAGCUCCUCCUAUAUAUCCGUUCCAAUAUAUUUCCAAAACUUACUCCAAUUUUUUGAAAUUUCUGGUCGUCUUGGUCUCAUAUUCUGCCUGUUAAUCUAUCUAGCUCGGCAUAGUUGAUCAUUUUGACCUGCCAGUCACUUAUGUUAGGAAUAGUUUCUAUUUUCCAGUUUUGUGCCAGCAUAAUUCUUGCGGCUGUGGUGGCAUAGAGAAAUAUUUUUUAUCUUCAUUUUUAUUUCCUUACCCAUUAUUCCCAGCAAAAGGCCUCAGGUCUCUUGGGAAAAGUGUAUUUAAAAACUUUUUAAGUUCAUUAUAAAUUGCUUCCCAAAAACCUUCACCUUGCUGCAUUGCCACCACAUAUGGUAGAGGUCUCCCUCCCCUUCACCACAUUUCCAGCAUGUCUUAUUUUCUGAUCUAUAGAUUUUAGCCAAUUUUGCCGGCGUAAGAUACCAUCUAUAGAGCAUUUUCCAUAGAGCUCUAUAGAUGGAAAAUGCUCAUUUGUUUAAUGUUUAUAGGUAAUCAUGCAGUCCUAGGUUUUAUGUGCAGGUUAUUAAGUCCUAUGUUUAUUAUGGCUGGCACAUAGCCUGACCAAUCAGUAUGUUUAAAUCUUAUCGUUUCUAGCUGGUCCCAGUUGCUUUUGAAAACUUGGUAGAUUGUGUUAACUCCCACCUUUCAACAACAGACUUAGCUGUUACUUUCACAAAUCACUUGAACUAAUGACAGCAGUUCUGCAUGAGGUGGCAAUUGGUGUUCUUAUUUAAACACUUUUAAUUUGGAUGCCACUGCCUUGUUUUUAAGUUUUAUGAAAAAGCCUAAAUCCUAGCACAUAUUAACCAAUAUUUUAAGUUUGUUGCUGUCACAACUAUAUCUUUUCGGAAAGGAGUGUAAUAUAAUAAUAAUAAUUUAUUAUUUAUACCCCGCCCAUCUGGCUGGGUUUCCCCAGCCACUCUAAAUUUAAUACACACUAUUGCUUCAAAGAUUUCAGUUUGAUCAUAAGUUUCAUCUUCCCUUGACUUACACAAAUUCUCUUAACAAAUAAGCAAGUCUACAAAUACAGUGUUCGAAAUUUGCCAGGCACAUUUUACAACUUACUAUUUGCCACUUGCAACCACUUGAAGAUGCCCAUGUGCUAGGAUGGCAUCUGACGUUUUCACCACCUGGAGGUGUAUGUCUGGAGAUCCUUGGAUCUUGACUGUUUUCACACACUAGCAACACAUCCUGUAGAAUUCUAUCCAUUGUAUUUUAUCUGCACAAUCAGAAUGAAUUUCGGAAACCAAAAAGUUGUAUUGAAAAAUAUGACUUUCAAGCCGCCUUGCCCCCAAAUGGCAACUAGGCAUUCGAUUUUGGCGACCAUUUGGUGACUGGCUUAAGGAGCCAUUCGGUAUCUAGCUUAUAUAUCUGUGUUUCUACAUACUGAUGCUUGGUUGAGAUCCUACAAGAAAGAAAUGGCUGGCAGGGUUGGGAGCCCAAAGGAGCCCAACAGGCUUAAAAGUUAUACAGGAAUCCAGCAGCUGCAAAACUGCAGUAUCAAGGGUGGCACCACUGACUCAUGAAGAUGGGUAGAGUUUGACAAGUGCAUGGUUCUGUAACCUUGCAUUUGGCAGAAACAAUAGGUUUGGUCUAUGAUGUAGUAUCCUGCGGCAAACAGUGGAAUAGGAAUUUUACCUUCCUUAGGUAACUGACAAAAUGAACCAUGAGCCAUAAUUGGUGAUUGUCAAACACUAGCUAGAGUGUUUAGGAGGAUACAGUUUUAUGUUUAAUGCAAAUGUAUUGAAAUUAGAAACUCUGUUCAUCUUAGGACACACAAUUAAUUUUACAUUAAUAACCAAAUUGCUCUCUUUCAGUUUUGUACCUGUCUGAAUUGCACUUAACCCAAUGUUGUAAUCUUGUUUUGAACAUUUGCUUCUGAAAGAUGCAUGGCAUCUACUCAGGAUUUGUGUAGCCCAAGUGAGUGUGAGCCUGUAAUGAGAAGUCAGUCAGUCUCUUGAGCAUGGAACCCUUUGAGUUCUGAAAGGCAAUAAUAUCUAGCACUAGGAUUUCACCCAGCCUCAAGUAGCUAAUGCAGGAGAAAAUGCCGUACUAGGCAGUGCAUUGCAUAUCUAGAUGCUUUGCAACUUUAUCAACCUCCCUGUAGUCAGCAAUUCCUUCAUAUUAUACAAGAGAGGUGGGGGGCAGGUGGAGAGUAAUGAUUAUCUUGCGGUGGUGUUGCUCUGUCUCCCCUAACUGCAGACAUGCAGCCUACGACAGAUUACUAUCAAGGGAAUGCAGCCCUUAACAGUAAAAAGAUUCCCUCAUCCCUGAUAAUAAACACUUCUGAAAUGAUGAUUGCAUAUAAUGGUUCUGUCUAGUAGAGAGAUCUUUGUGCUAGAAGAUGAACCUUUAGUAACAGGGUUUCUUGGAAUCGUAGUGAAGGUGUAGGUCUAGGAGCAUAGUGCAAUGUCUGUAAUAGGAGCAUUUAGCAUUGUGCUCUGGAUCAAAAUUUGAAGGCUGCUUUCUGCUCCAAGAAUUCAUGGAUGCCAGUUAGGGAAGAAUUACAUAUUAUGUAGUAUAUUACAGUGCUAGAACGCCAGUCAAAAUAUAGUUGCCCCAAAUGCAGCAGUCAGAAAUAAGAGAAGUUACUAGCUUUUCAUAGAAGCAUCAUGAGAUUUCUUGUUUGGGGUGACUUGACUAGGCAGAUGUUUUUAAACUGUGAUUGCCAACCUGGCACCCAGAAAUCUCCACGUAGUCACAGUUGGACCCAUACCAGUAGCAAAACACACCUGACCCCUGGGGAAUUUAGAACACUGGUUGGUCCCAACUAGAAAUGGGAAUAGUGGUACAAGGGUGAUAAUUGCUGAGCUGGCCUAGAAGAUCCAUUGCCCCUCCAGCUCCCAGGAAUUGGAGAGGCAGCAGGUCUUCACAACUGAGCACUGGGAAGAAGUUUAGUUUAAAUCAGGAAAUGGUUGUUUCCAUCUCUGUUACUAGGGGGUGAGGGAAGAGCCAGGUUUUGGGUUGUGUUCAAUGUUAGCCCUGCUAAAAGUUGACCUGUUGGAAUAUUGGUGCAUUAAUGUAUUUCAAGUUGUUAACCAAAGAAGAAAUGUCAUUAGCCUGGUUACUUGGAAGAGAUAAGGAACAGAGAAAAGAUACAUACAAGCAUCUUAAAAACUGCUGUGUUACUUUGGCCUGUAUAAGGUAGGAUUCUUAAGUUCUGUGUGAGGAUUUCCUUGAGUUUUAAGUAGCUCUGAACCUUUAGAGUAGGUGUGGUGAGCCUGUGACCCUUUAUGCUGUUGGACUCUUUAAUUUCCAUCUGCUUGAGCCAGUUCAUAGGAAUGACUGUAUUGUUCAGCACCUGGAGGGCCACAGGUUCCCCUACCCCUGCCUUAGGAAAGAACCACAAUGGUUAUCCUUUUAUAUGGAGAAAGCUAUAUAGAACACCCCCUCACGUGCACAUGUUAAGCAUGUUAGCCUGUGAUUUUGUGGUGCAGACUGUGACUAGAACAGUAUGAAUCGGUUGGACCAGGAUGAUAUUGUUAGCUCUGCUAUGUAAGGAAGCAAGCAGGAUUUUGCACACACUGACCAGUACUUGGUUCUAAUGCCAUCACUGUAGACAAAUGGAUUUUAUUGUUAUAGGUAUUUUUAAAAAUAUUGCUUUUCCAAGCAAAGCCCAUAAAAGACACUUACAGCAAUAAAAAGUACAAGUAUUUUUAAAAUCCAUUAUUAGGAAAACCAAGAAUAAGACAGAUUCACAAGAAUUAAACACUCAGAACUGCAGUAGUGUAACAGUGUACCAUCACUCAUUUGGUGACUGGGACAAAAUGUUUCCUGGGGAAAGCCAAUCAACUAAAAUGUCUAAGACCUUCAGAAAAGCCUGACAUGUACCUACACGCUAUAUCUCUACUGGGAGGGAGAUCUAAAGAUGUGGUCAUCCAUCUCAGAGAAGUUGGAUGUGGAUACACCAAGAAUACCUCUGAUGCAGAUCUCACUGCAUGAAAAGGAUGGUACAGAUGUAGGCAGUCAUCUAGUAGUUCAGUCCCAAAUCAUUAGGGCUUUAAUGUUAACACCAGCAGCUCAGUUUGAGCACUGGUAUCCAGUGUAGCUGGUAUAUUACAGUGGACUGCCAUAUACCUAUCAGGACUUUUGUAGUGCAUUUUGAACCUCCUGAAGUUUCAAGACAGUCAUUAACAGUAGUCCCACAGAGUACAUUACAGUUGUCUAUCUGGAGCAUGGAUCCCUCCUCCCUUAGAAGGGGCUGCAUUUAACAUACCAGCCAAAAGUGAUAAAACAUACUCCUAGCCACUGAUGUUACCUGGGCUUCCCCAGUCAGUGCCAAAUCCUAGAGCACUCCCAAACUGUAGUAUUUUAGAGGGAGUGCUACCCCAUCUAUCAUCAGUUGUAGCCUAGUUGUAGUCCUUCCAUAGUGAGGGAAUCUCCCACUCCAACAAUCACCUCUGUCUUGUCUCAGUUUAACCUCAGCUUGUUUGCCCCUAUCCAUUUGAGAACCAUCUGGGCACUAGUUUAGAAUUACAGCAGCCCUAGCUGACAUUAGGAUAUGGAAAAGAAAGGUAACACUGCAUGCCAUAAGCAUACAGAUGUCAUUGUAGCCUAAUUUUUUGAAGCAUGGAGCAUAAUAUAGAGCCUUGUGGUACCCAAUAAACUAGAGACUAGUAGUAUUUGUCCAGUGUCAGAGGAUCUAAAUUAGGCUUAUUAAGAUAAUAAGUUAGGCUUAUUAAGAUAUCAGGAACCACUCCUUUCCUCAACAAGGCAAUAACAUCCUGAAAUUCAGACAUCCAACCUCUUCCUGGUUGUUUAAACCAGACAAGAUGGACAAGGAUCGAAUUAACAGGUGGGUGGCACUGACCUGGUCUAAACCAUAGAGCCUAGGGCUUGCCGAUCAAAAGGUCGGUGGUUCGACAGGGUGAGCUCCCGUUGUUUGGUUCCAGCUCCUGCCCACCUAGCAGUUCAAAAGCACGUCCAAGUGCAGGUACAUAAAUAGGUACUGCUCCAGCGGGAAGGUAAACAGUGUUUCAGUGUGCUGCUCUGAUUUGCCAGAAGCAGCUUAGUCAUGCUGGCCACAUGACCCGGAAAACCUGUCUGCGGACAAACGCCAGCUCCCUCGGCCUACAGAGCAAGAUGAGUGCGCAACCCCAGAGUCGUCCUCAACUGGACCUAACGGUCUGGGGUACCUUUACCUUUUAGGCCUCAUUGCUCCAAACAGCUCAUUCUCAGGUAAGAUGAGUUGAAAGGUAUCCAUCACACUACAAAAUCACUUAGUACACUUUUGAAUCAGGUAAGAAAAUAUGGAAAAAGAACUCCAGGUGUUAGAAAUGUUUAUUGUAGACUAAAUGUGUUAUGGAAAAUUCCUUGUAAAUAUACACUGAUUAUUUGGCUGUAUCCUCAGAAAAGUUGCACUGUAAACAGGGCUCACUGAGGAAAUAGAUUUCCUCUCUUUGUUGUGAAUACACAGGUAAAUAAUUUUUUCCUUCAUUAUUUUUCUGGUUUUUGUUUUGACCUUUCUUUUCAGGUUUUAUAAUCUACUACCUAUUUAUUAGGGAUGCAGGUGGCGCUGUGGGUUAAACCACAGAGCCUAGGGCUUGCUGAUCAGAAGGUCGGCGGUUCAAAUCCCCGUGACGGGGUGAGCUCCCGUUGCUCGGUCCCUGCUCCUGCCAACCUAGCAGUUCAAAAGCACGUCAAGGUGCAAGUAGAUAAAUAGGUACUGCUUCGGCGGGAAGGUAAACAGCGUUUCCAUGUGCUGCUCUGGUUCGUCAGAAGUGGCUUAGUCAUGCUGGCCACAUGACCUGGAAGCUGUACGCCGGCUCCCUUGGCCAAUAAAGCGAGAUGAGCUCCACAACCCCAGAGCCGGCCACGACUGGACCUAAUGGUCAGGGGUCCCUUUACCUAUUCAUUUAGGUUGAGGAACUUUUAUGCCAGCAAAGGGGUGAAAAUUCUAUUGUGAUUCCACAGGGAUUGUAUCUGGCAAAAUAUUUUUUCUUUAGAAUUCUGCUUUAUUAGUAACAGUUCCCUGCAUAGAGUCUGUUCAAGUGGACAUUAAAAGUUGCAGUUUGGCUGUUUCUUGUGACAGAACUUACUGCAAUAUAUAUACUUUUUAUGUGAGAAUUGUUAAAAACAAUUCAUUUACUUUAUUUGGUUGCACGCUGCUAAUCAUAAAAUUUCUGCUUUGGUAUAGUUUUAUUUAGGUUAUAUUUUGAGUCUGACCAAUCAGAUUUUGUGGGUUUCAAAUAAUUUUGGGGAGUGUCGGUGGGUCUUGUUCAUUUGGGAUCCCUUUUAUAUUCUGCUUGUUAUUUUAUUAAUAUAUCAUGUAAUUACAUUUAAAUCUUUUCAUAGUAAAACUUUACCAUAAACGCAUCAUUCUAUAGGUUUAAUAUACAUUUAUAAGAACACACUAUAUUUUCUUAUAUUUCAUGUUAUUAGCCCUUAUCCUAUGUAUGCUGUACAUUGGACUUGAAGAAGGAAUUUUCUGAACUGCAUUACAACUAUAAUAAGCUACAUUUCUUGCACUUGGAGGCCCCCGCCACUUAUCUUGCCUUUCAGCGGUGCAAUCCUAAUUUUGUGGUGGCUUUACUGCACUGCUAAAUCAUUCAGUCAUUCCUAAUCAAAAUAUUGAUUCACCUAGAAAUCUUUCAAGUAUAUAUAUAUGAACACGAAAACGCUUUAACUUUUUCAGAGCACAAUAAGCCAAUGAUUUUUAAACAUCAUUUCCUAGGCGAUUAGAGCCAUCUUAAGAGAGAGAGUGUGUGUAUAAAAUACACAAAGGCUUUCUGCAUCACAGGAAAGCAAGCAGUUGGAAACGCCUGCUCUAAACAGGAAGUGACUUACACAGUUUGCCAGAUGUGAGACGACAAGCUGCAAAGUCUUUGUUACCUUUCUAAUUUGUGUUUUGGUUGAAAGGAGGGGAGGGGAACUUCUCUAACUUUUUGAAUAUUGUAUUUUUACAUGGGCAGCUGUAUUUGUCACAUCAUAUUUGCCCCGUAAAGAUACCUCUCGUGCAUUUGAGAACAUUGCCAGUUGAUUUAGGCAACGUAGAGCUAUAUAGAACAAUGGUCUAACCCUUUAUAAGACAUAUUCAUGUAAAUAGUUAGGAAUUUAUGUGAACUAUGCCAUCCCAGUUGCUCAGGAUGGGUAAUGAAAGCAGCACCCCAACAGAAUGAAUCAGAAGAAGAAAAAUUCUUUACCUUUCCCCAUUCAAACAGUCUUUGCCAUCUCAAUAUCCCCCAACCAUUGUAUCACUACAGACCUAUCUCUGGCAUGAAAAGGAUGUAGAAAGUCCCAAAGAAAUCAAAGGAAUCUUGCUUCCAUGUCAUGACACCCUUUUUAACUGCAGCCAGCAUCAAUUCUGACGAUGACUGGAAAUUAAUCUUCAACCAUAAGAACAAAGUCAAUUGUACAGAGUUUACAGAGGCGUAUGUGAAAGAAAUGCAAUGGGUUGUAUUUAUUGUAAGUCCUACUCAAAGUAGACCAUUGAAGUUAAUAGACAUGACUAGCUAAGGCACAUAAAUUUUGAUGGAUCUACUCUUUGGUAUAAUUUUGUUGGAUACAAAACAAUACCCCCCCCCCAAAAAAGUUGCAUUUGAAUUCCUAAUGUUGUUAAUGGCUGACUGAUCUAUUGCAAUAUAUGUUUGACAGGAAGAACUUUCUGACAAUAAGAGCUCUUUGACAGUAGAACAGACUCCCUCGGGAGGUAAUGGACUCUCUUUCUUGGAGGUUUUUAAGUAGAGGUUGGGUGGCGAUCUGUCUUGGAUGCUUUAGUUGAGAUUCCUGCAUUGCAGGGGAUGGAUUUGAUGACCCCAGGGGUUCCUUCUAACCCCAAAGACCAGUCCAAACAUAAUAGCAUUGACCUGUUGAUAAAUUGAACUAAUUAGUUAGUUGACAUUUUCCAUUUACAGCUGUACCUUGGUUCUCAAACGCCUUGGUUCCCAAACACCGAAAACCCGGAGGUAAGUGUUCCAGUUUUCAAACAUUUUUCGGAAGCCAAACAUCCGAUGCGGCUGUUGGCUAUUGGUGUUUUAGGGGUUGUUUUUAAAAGUCUGGAACGGAUUAAUCUGUUUUGCAUUACUUUCUAUGGGAAAGCGCGCCUUGGUUUUGGAAUGCUUUGGUUUUGGAAUGGACUUCUGGAACGGAAUAAGUCUGAGAACCAAGGUACCACUGUAUUUCAAGGGAAAUGCAUUUUUCCACUUCUUUCUCAAGCCUACUCGUCUCAUACACAAUUAAAGUGGCAGUGACCAUGUUCGCACAUAAUGCUAAACCAUGUUUAGUGCUCUGUGGCUAAGCCUCCAUGAGCCUGAGUGAAGUGUCAGGCUGACUGAUACCAUCUCCUCCUGAUUGGCUGGGACUGAGAAGAAUUCUGCCAAGUUUAUUUGCAUUUGAAGGUGUUAACUGGUCAUCCUUGUUUUUAACAAAAGCGCUUGCUGAAUCUUCAAACCAUGGCUUAUAAAGCUAUGCUGGAUUUUGCUUUUUUAAAAUUUGUAAUCUCAAAUGGUGUUGGAAAACUGAAUAUUUUUUUUGUACUUCUACCCAGAUUGCUUGCACAAUCACUGAGAACACUUACAUAAAAUGUUCAGAGUUAGCAAUCAUUUUCUUAAUGGGUGUAGCAGGAAUUACAAGUGGACUCAUCACAUUAUCAAAGUGAGAUGAUGUUGCAUGAAGAGACCCCUGCUAGUUUCCAGUUACAGAUGCUUGUCAUAUUCAGAUUGAUUAGGCAUUGUUCCAAAUUGUAUACUGUAUUUCUUAGCAUGUUGCACUGUGCUAAGAAAAGUUAGUUUGGCUUUUUAUUGUCCCUUGGACAAAUUAAUUUUGUGGGUUAACUUCCCCAGUGGCUAAAUACGUGUUUCCUACUGGAGAUCUAAGCUUAACUUAGCAUUGAUUUUCCUUGUUAUAAAAUGGUUAGCAUGACUACAGCAUUCAUAAACAUUAUUAAUUUCAUUAAGGUAAUCAAAAAUAGAUAACAAAAAUAGGAUUGACAACAUUUUGUCCAGUAAUUUUAAUCACUAUCCCCACCAUAAAUGAAUAUACCGGUAUGUGCCUCUCCGUUUUCAUCUUCUCCAGGAGUAUAUUAUUUCUGGAGUAAGUAAAAGAAAGAAAGCUGGCUAACCAUGGUUGUUGUAACUAAGACCAUCAAUUCAUGCACAAUGCUAAUUUAAGAUUCUUUGAAAGUGAAACUAAACUUGGCAGAAGUUCUGCCCAUGUGAGCUCAGCUCCACUUUGAUUAGAAUCAAGGAGGCUCCUCUAUGUAAUGCUAAACUGUGGUUUAGUUAACAUGCUAAUUGGGAUAGUAUACUAGCCUAAUCUCUUAAAAUGUCAGGUUAAUUAUGAUGUAUCUAUAAUGCAAGCUGCCCUUACAGGAUUCAAAGCAAGUUAAAGUAUGCCACCUCUUAACAUGCUGUAAUAGCCUCUAUUAAGUUAAAUAGAGGCUCCUCACAUAAGACAGCUGGUAAAUAAACAUGUCAGAAUUUUCAGGCAUCAGCUGUAUGAAAGAUCUCCCCUCUACAGUUUAACUGUUGCCUCAAAUUGUGUCCUUUGUUCCUGUGUUCUUUUGUGUUUGCAUGUUCUGCAUAGGGAUGGUGGAUAAAUUAGUUCAGUCUGCAUUUUAAAGUGAACUGACCUCAUUCAUCAACCCUGGGUUUAUAUGUAUCGGAAAUAAUUUAUAAGUUGGAUUGUUAACUUCCCUGAACGUUUUGCAGUGCUCCUUUGAUUUUUAAAUAUGUACUGUGGGGGCAUACAAAAAUACAUUUUUGUGCAGGAAAUUAUAGCCUCAAAACUGAGCUCAAUAUACCUUAAAAUGACAACCUCAGUUUAAAAGUCAGCUUUAAACUCUUUGUGUCCAGCUCUCACUUCCAAAUCUCACCCCCCCCCCAUAUCUACUGUGGUUGUAUGUAGAACAUAGAGUGUCUCAAGACAGUCGUCUAAACGUGGCAGUACACAAUUUUCUGCACUCUGGUAAUCCCAAUGGCAUUGAGUGCACAUCAUUUUGUCCUUGUGGGUGGAGAGCACAUGUUUUCCAGUAGCAGCAAUUUCCUAGAUCGAAUCUUGAUCCAUUGUGAGCACAACCGUUUGUAGGUUAGCAUUUCUAAACCUUAAAACAGCCCAAAAUCUUAUGUUGGAUGCUUGGUACUAUUCCCUCUGGAAUAGAGCCAUAAUGGAAAAAAUUAUGCACAGUUUGAGAUUUUGACAAGACUAAAAUCUCCAGACACUUUUUAUGUGAUUUGGCAUUAUUUUAUAACAUAUACAGCAGAACCCUCAUUUUCAAGACAACCCUUGUCACAAACCUGGCAAAUAUGGAACUAUACUUGAUAAUCUGAUAACGAAAGUCUUUACUUGGACUUUAUUGUUUUAAUCCAUGUGCAACUGUACUCAUUAUAUGUGCCUGUUUCAUUGGUUUUUUAUCUUUUAAUUUUCACCUGUUAUAACUGUUCUCUGUGUUUUAUAUACAUUAUAAAAUGAAAUUAAAAAAUACAAAAACUAUGUUUAUAAACCUUAACUGACAUAAUCAUUAAUAGAAAUGCUUCUUUUAAGUGUCCCUUAAGGAAACAGCAAAGUGAAAUGACUGUGUGGAUGUUUAAUCCUGAAACAUGCAGAGUAGAGAGCAAGAGCUUGAUAAUUAGUGUCAUAUGUGUGUGUCAUUAGGCUGGAUCACAUGUUACUUUAAUCCACAGUUAAGCUUAACUAUGGGUGCAUGGAGUACAGCGGUAACAGCUUUGCUCCUCUUGGUCCUGCCAUGAGCUAAGCUAUGGUUUGGCUCACUGUUUGAAAUGCACCAGGUGCAUUUUGCUACUGACGUGGGUCCAGUUGCGACCACAUGGAGAUCUCUGGAUGCCAGGUUGGCGACUGAUAUCUCCAUCUGGCUGGCCCCAUCAGCUUUCUUAAACAGGUAAGCAAAAGAACUUAUUUAUUGCAUUUAUACCCCACCUUUUCCAUCAAGGAGUACAUAGUUCAACCCCCUCCUUAACAACAACCUUAUGAGGUAGUUUAAGAGGCUGUGACUGGCCCAAGGCUACCCAGUGAGCUUCAUGACUGAGUGGGGAUUUGAACCCUGAUCUCUCCCAGGUCCCAAGUCUGACACUAACCACUAUAGCACACUGGAUUCCUAGAGUACUUUUGCUGUGGGGCAGCUAUAUAAAUAAAGUAGGUAAAUAAAUAUGGGGAAAGCAAAAUGUCACUUAGAGAAGAAUCUGAAAUAUUUUCUUGAAGCUUGAAUUUGUUUUAUGCUGGAUUGUUUUAUUUGUUGUUUUAAUGUAUUCUAACCUUUAAGUUUUUUUCUUUAAAUUAUAAAGUGGUAUAGUAAUGAAAUUAACAACGACAGCAACAAACUCGGGGCGGCGGUGUCGAUCGUUACCCAGAUUUAAGGAGUCAUUUGUCAAUUAGCUUAUAUUUUUGAGUUUCUAACACUGGUUUGGCUUAGUGUUACAUCCGAACAAGGAUUCAUGGUUUGGCUUCCUAAAACCGCAAGCAGUAAGGAAAGAACAAACCUUGAUUCUAGAUUGUGGUUUGUUUGGAUAGAGAAAAAGCAAACAUGGCGUAGUAGUUCCUAGUGCACAUGUACCAGCAUGUUGUAUAUUUACCUUUAAGCCAUAGUGAAGCUAACUGUGGUUUAAAGUGAUGUGUACACCAGGCCAUUUUGUUGUCCUGCAGAGCUGCUAAAAAUAGAUAAUUGUAUGUUUUGUGCCUGCACAUGCAGUGCUAGGACUCUAUCUGGUACAGAAUUCAUAUUCCUGAGAAUCUGCUUCGAUUAGAAAAACAGAGACUUCUCUCUCUUUUCAGCCAUUAGUCGGGAAACUUGAAUACCAAAGGGAGAAGUCUAAAGUUGGAAUAGCUCCAUUUCCUUUGUCAUCAUCCUAGUUCCUUCUUCUCCAUUCCAUUUUCAUUGCACGUGUUUCACCCUUACCCUGUAAUAAGCUUUUCCUGGCCAAUAUAAUUGAAAUUCUGUGAUUUUUUUAAAUUUUAAUUAUGCUCUUUCCUGCAUGACAUGAAUCUUUUAGGGUAGGAUAGAGAUUGGUAAAUUAUUUAGUUGAAUGUCGUGUAUAUGUUUAUAUAAUUUGGGAUUCACAGAUUUGGUUUCUUUAGUAUGAAAUGCAUUUAUCUGGGGGAGAGGAAACAGCAUACUUAGCCUUAACUGUAAAGAUCUCGAUGUAGCACAGGUUUUUUUGUGGUUAUAGUGAGGUUCCCCCUGUUGAAUAUUUCCAAAAGUAAGAUCCGGAGCAGAAACACAGAACCUCUGCCCUGAGAGUGGGAAGGAAGCCUUUUUCACUAGCUUUGCAGUAAGGAUACUAUAGAAACCAAAUCCACUUGCACUGUCUUGCUUUUCUGCUCUAUCCUCCCAUGCAUGUUUUUCCAGACACAGAAAAUGUGGUAUGAGUGCUUCACUCAGGAAGCACUUGGUGCUCCUUCUACUCCCUCCCUCCAACUUCAGAGCUUAGAAGGUAAAGUUGGAGGGAGCUACCCAACCUUACCCCCUUUGGGCUAAUUGUCACCAGAGCACUUUGCCAUCUUUCUCCCUCUGGCUGUGACUCUGACACUGAUGAGAUGAGGCAGCGGCCAGACACCUCCGUGCUCCACCAUGUUUCCUAGCUCUGAAAUACUUCAGUGUGUACAGGCAGCUUCCAGCUUCUGCAUCUUCUCUCUGCCAGAAGCACAGAGAGGAUGGCUAGAGCUAUGCACAAGGUUGCAUCGUCUUUACAGCCUUGCAUCUAUAGUUUUAAACCAGGCAUGUCCAAAGUCCGCUUUGGGGGCCUAAUAUCUGACCCACUGAUCAAUUUAAUCUGGCCCCUGUCGCAGCAUAUGUCCUGGGGCAAAAUCCUAAAAAAAAGCUCAACAACUACUUUGGCUCGGCCCUCACGCAUGUUCACUUCAUCAAAUAUGGCCCUCUUUGAAAAAAGUUUGGGCACCCCUGGCUUUAAAGGCAGGCAGGAAGAGUGAAACUCAUUGUGUAGCUUUCUGUGGUUGUUUUUUAUACAAGGCUGUAUUCUGAGGCAGACUUGGAGUGUGCUUUUCUUUCUCCCAGGAAAUAGAGAGAGACUUAUCUUAACACAUCUUUUUAUUGUCUGAUCUUGAGAUGUAUGUGGGCAGAUGCUUAAACACCACAGGUGACCAGGCAAAUGGCUAUUUGCAAGUCAAGUUUACUUGCUGUAAGUGUGUGUGCUCUGGUCCAUGCGGUCACGAAGAGUCCUAAACGACUAAACAACAACAACAACUUUGCUUUUUCCCAAGGCUUUGAUAGAAUGUGAUGAUGAUGUUUUGAUCUUAGUGUGCUGCCAAAGCUGUUAAGCUGGAAGUGGGUUGGUUGUUUUGUGGUGUGUGUUUAUGGAUUGCAUGUGCUUUUGUGUGAAUUUGUUGAUACGAUAAUGUAUUUUUACGUAUUUUUAAUGGUUUGUAGCAAACUAAGCUCUACUCAGAGUAGACUCGUUGAAAAAAAUGACCCUUAGUCAUGUGCAUCAAUUUCAGUGUGUCUUGUCUGGGUAUAGCAUUAGAUAACAAGCCUGUGUUUUAAAAUAUGUAGGAAGUGAUUUGGAGACCUUGCAUAACAAGCAACUAAUAAGUCAUCACUACUACUGCUACUAUUAAAUUAAAUCUUGUCCUUACAGCAGCUGUGAAUUCAAUCCUUAUAACAAACCUGUGAAAGAAGCCUUUAUUUUAGUCUUUCUGAGUGGCCAACUGACUAGCACCACUAAGCCUCUUGUCUCUUGUCAGCCUUGCCUCUCUUCUCUUCUUUAGGAGGAAAUUUAGAUUGCAAAGGGCCUGUGGUGUUUUGCUUAUAGUAUUUUGUAAAUUUCACAGGGUCAAGUGCCUGAGGCAAAGGGGCAAGAUUGGAAUUUUUACCUUUUUCUAAGAAUAUAUUGUUUCUUUUCAAGAGUUCUGCAAGGGCAGGCAUAGAAUGUGGUCUUCCAGCAGACUGAUGAUUGCUUUCAAGAGGACCCAUCUAGUGUCUGCUGAUCACUGGGAUCUUUGUUGUCAAAUUCUGGGUCAGAUGCAGCUUGGUGUGCUCCAUGUAGGCACUUAAUACUUUCUUAAGGAAAAAUGUGUACUUGGGAUUGUUAAAUGCAGGUCAGUUCUGCUUUAACUGUUGAGAUCCUCCUGAAUGUGGUCUUUUUGUUUUGAAAAUUUAACAUAGACAUUUUUUAUUUAAAAAAACAGGCUAUGCAAGACAGAAGUCGGCCUGUCCUUGCACUAAGUAAUUUUUUCUAGCAUAUUUUCUUGUUUCUCUAUGCAUUAUAUACUUGAUAUUACGUGUCUGAGCUCAAGAUGUUGAUAACUGUUGUUUGCUUUCUAAAAGCUAUAGUUGUAAUCCCUUUCUGAAAAUUCGUUUAGAAAUGCAAAGAAAAUCUGAACUGCAUCAUGUGCUGGUUUCUGUGAGUUAACAAACAGAACUUGGAUGUGGUCUGAAUUUGUGUGCAGCUUUAGGGUGUGGCUUCCUUUCUGUUCGGAUUCCUUUCCAGCUUUCAUUACUAAUCACGAGCAUUUCUCUUUAUUUCAUGCAGGCUUCCUUCCUCUGGCUCUUAAAAAAAGCUGAUUACCCUGCAACAGUGUUUGCGGGUGGGGGGGGGGGAGGGAUUUUUUUGCAACAAUAAAUGGGCAAGUGAAGGCUUGAAGUUUGUGUUAAUCAAAUGCUUAGUCAUCUCUUUGUGUUCAAAAUAAUACUAUUUCAUCCCUCUUCUCUGCUUUCUCUUCUCUCUUCCACCCAAUUCUCUGCUUACCAAUCUAGGUGUAAUGUUGCUAUGCUGUAUACUAGCCAGUAAAAUUAUUUGUAUAUCAUAAACAAGCUAAAUAUGAGACAGGUGCAACAGUUGACAGGCCACAAUUUUAUAGAAAUUGUACGGUAAUAACAGCAACAGUUAAAUCUCUUUCUUUAGAAUAAUACUAAAAGUUGAUGUGCUGUAGUUCCUAUCAACUAGGAGGUCCCAAAUUCAGAUUUCACCCCAGCUGUAAACUGACUAUGUGGCUUAAAACAAGUUGCUGUCUCUCAGCCCCUCUCCACCAACAUAUUAGGUGAUAAUAUUGGCCUCCCUUAUAGGAUUACUAAGCUAAUAUGUGUAGCCCUUUAAACACUGUCAAUGUACUAUAAAAAUGGCUUCAUUCAGAGAGAGAACUAUUACUUCAGACUAGCCGCCAUUCAAAUUCUAGCUUCUGUACACUUGACUUAACAGUGCUAACCCACAGCCUUGACUAAAGAGCUCAGGCAAAUGCUAUCAUGGUUUUACUGCCCUUCCCCAGUACACAUCACCCCACUGAAAUGUCUCUUGUCUAUUCUUGUCCAAUUGUCCCUAAAAGGCAUCUUACCUUCUUUCUUGCUGACCUUCCAUUAACAUUAAAAACUGAUCAUUUUAGCAUUUUACAUGUUAAAUACUGUGUGUUGUAUGAAGACAGUUACCUAGGAGGACUUAUUAAGACAGAUUUUACUGCUACCUCGUGAAGGGGAAUUAUUGAUAAAAACAAUAAAUUUUAUUUUAUUUAUAACCCACCCGCCAUCUGGCAGCUUAUAGCAAAAUAUAAAAACAUAAUAAAAUGUCAAACAUUUAAAACUUCCCGAUACAGGGCUGCCUUCAGAUAUCUUCUAAAAGGAAUCCACCUUGAUUUCCCUACCUAGAUGGGAAAGCAGAAUAUAAAUACGACAUUAAAAACUUGACCUCUGUAAAAGAGAAAAGUUAAAAGCAGAAUACCUAGUUAGAACUGAGAGCUUGUACAUCACCUGCAUAAAGUGUUUUGACUUGUUUUUAACUUAUUUUUCUCUCUGUCAGUGGUAAACAGGACUCAGGCAUUCUGAUUUAAUUGGUAAUUUUGCUCGCUGGAGGGUUGUAUGUUGUUGACAAGGGAAGCUCCUGAGACUUGAGUCAUUAAGAGAAGUUCAUACUCAAGAAAAUAUUUUUAAUGUACAUUUAACAUUUGUCCUUUAUCCUUAUGUAUUGUAUUCAUAUAACUGUACCUUAUGCAAGAAUGUUUGGGAAAGUGGUAAAAUUGGGUCUGAAAUUUUGGGCAAAGCCCAAAAGUCACUUAAAACCAGUUGUGUUUUGUGCAGCUGGUGCUUCUUCCCAGCCUGUGCAGCUGGGGAGUUCCCUAAGGGACAAGCCUUGGUGCAGCAUGAUCUCAACAGAGGCAGGGCUUGUUGCAGUCCCCAGCUGCCUUCCUACAGCAUUUAUGCAACAGGUUGCAGUGUGUCUGUAGCAACUAUCACCUUAUAUGGGUGAAGCAUCAACACUGAUUGCGUGACCAAAUGUAAUGUCAUGUGAAUACUGAGUUGAGUAUUUGAGAACUUUUGCUUCUAAAUCAUAUUCUUACACUUACCUGAGUGAGUUCAACUAACUUUGAGGUUUGCAUAAUAUUCAUUUGAUCUGCCGGCAACUUACUAUGAGUGAGAAAGCAAGGUAGACUAUUUAAGUUCCUACCCACAACUUACAACAGAGUUACCUAACAUUUUCUUAAGACUCAAAAUCCACACAUUUUCAGGCAGUGUUACUAACAAUACUUACUCCUUUCUGUUUGCCAAAUUGAAGAGAAAACAUUUAUACCGCCCAUUCCUUGCACAGAUUUAAUGCCUUUGCUGUGCAACCUUGUUUGCUCAUCUCUUCUCCCCUGUAUCCCAAAUAUAUCAAGAGAUCAGUUGAGCCACAACUACUGUUAACGGUAAGAGUUAGAGUCUAUGAUAAAUUGCCUAACUAGGUGGCUGUGUCAAUACUGUAUGCUUAUUAUCUGGGAAUGUGACAUCUUAACCUUUCAUGGGUUCAAGGACUAUACUUUCUGAGCAGGUGUAAUGAGUUUUUCUACCAGUGAUAGGCUGAGAGAAAGAACAUUUGUCCAAGUAACAACACCAUCACCAGUUAGCUCAGUUGGUUAGAGCGUGGUGCAGAUAAUGCCAAGGUUGCAUCGCCUGUUUGAUCCCUAUAUGGGCCACCUGCAUAUCCCUGCGUUGCAGGGGGUUGGACCAGAUGGGCCUCAGAGGAUUCCCUUCCAACUCUACAAUUCCGUUAUUCUAUGUACUAACAUUGGCACCAUGAGCAGCCUUCUAAUUACAUUCAGUUUUUAGUGCAAUGAACUUUACGACUAGCUUUAAUAUAUUUGUUCAGUGUUCCUCAGUUCAACAUGCUUUCUGUAUAGCAGUUGUAAAAUUGCACUGUACACACACUUGGGGUUCCCAUUAACUGUCCUCUUUCAAAAUGGCUGCUGUUCCUCAUUGGUCUCAGUGAAAUAAUGAAACUAUCUUAAUGUGGCAAUUUUUCAGGAUGCCAAUAAGAUGUUACACAUUUUUAGACUGGUGGCAGUUUAGCUCAUGUUCACAGUACAGUGGUACCUCUGGAUGCGAAUGGGAUCCGUUCCGGAGCCCCGUUUGCAUCCAGAAGUGAACGCAACCCACGUCCGCAGGUCGCGAUUCACCGCUUCCGCGCAUGUGUGUGACAUCAUUUUGACCGUCUGCGCAUGCGCGAGCAGCAGAACCCGGAAGUAACGCACUCCAUUACUUCCAGUUCACCACAGUGCGCAACCCAAAAAUAUUUAUCCCGAAGCUACUUCAACCCAAGGUAUGACUGUAUGCUUAUGUGACACAUCACAGGUGUGUGUUCCAGUGCAGCAUGCAUUGACAAACAUAUCUGCUUAAGUGGCUUUUGCAGGUACUGUUUUGAUAUGUCAUAUCUCUUUUUGAUACAGUGGUACCUCGGGUUAAGUACUUAAUUCGUUCCAGAGGUCUGUUCUUAACCUGAAACUGUUCUUAACCUGAAGCACCACUUUAGCUAAUGGGACCUCCUGCUGCACCGCCGCACCACCGGAGCACGAUUUCUGUUCUCAUCCUGAAGCAAAGUACUUAACCCGAGGUACUAUUUCUGGGUUAUCGGAGUCUGUAACCUGAAGCAUAUGUAACCCGAGGUACCACUGUAUUCUGAAAAGUGCAGAAAAGCACAGGCCUGUCUGUGUCUUUUACACUGUGACAUGUGGGUGCGGGGGGUUAGCAAGACUGGAUAUAUUUUAUCUAGCUGUCUGUUUCUAGUUUCAAGUGAAGAGUGGCACGUACUGUGUGGAAUGCUUGACACAGGGACAAGUACUUCAUCCAGCGUUGGUUUAGGUAACUGAGUUGCACUCAUGCUGUGUACAAAAUCUUGAAAUUAAAGUAUUAGCGAUCUGCUUGUUGGACUUGUCUUUCUUGAUCUGUAGUUUCUAUUUUUAACGUAAUAGAUAAUAUAAUAGAAGGCAAAUAUUUUAUGUAGAGAGUAGUGCUUGGCCCAACUAACCUUUGCCCUAUCUGCUUUCUGUCUGCAGCAAUAGCUGUAGCUACAGAAGGCACUGUGCAGUUUUCUGUGCUUUCUUAAUGGGUGCAGAGCUGCUAUGUAUUCUUCACUUCUCCAAAAUGACACAACCUUUCAAACUCACAUCUUUCUGUGAAGGCAUGUGCAGCAAGCUGCCUUUAAAUGUACAUUCUCUCACUUGCCAAAAGGGGGUUCACUUAACCCAGGGAUCGGCAAGGAUUACCGGCCAUGGGCUGGAUCACGCCCACGGAGAUUGUCCGUGGACAUGCCCAGACGUGAUUUCUGGUAUCUGCGCGUGCGCAGAUGCGAGUUCCGGUGCUGCUCGUUGAGUCGCUGCGCUGGUUUAGCACAGCACGUGGGGGACUCGCCAAGUGGGUGGCUUGGUUCAGGGGCGGCUCGUGGGCCAGUAAAAUGGCCUUCGUGGGCUGCAUCCGGCCUGACUUAAUCUGUGAGAGGCUGAAAAGGAAGCCUGCUUCAUGUACCCAGUAUAGGGAGUGCUGUGUAAGCCCAAAUGUUCAUCUAGAUCAGUAGUUUGGACUAUUUCUCCUUGAUUUUCAAGCUGCUCUUACUUGCUUUGGGUUGCUGGUUUCACCAUUACAACUUUGAUCCAUCCUUCCCUAAGAUAUUAGCCAAUGAUAGCCAGAGGCAAACCCAUCUUCCCGGUGACAAAAGACAAUCACUACCAAGGCUAUCUUUGUUACCAGUAUUUUUAAAAACUGCAACUCAUUGCAGUAGUCUAGUUCACAGAACGCACAAAGUGAACAAGGGCUUACUGGCAGCCACUUUGCUCUCUGGUCCUUUUGCUGCACUGAGCUAAGUCAGAGUUUGGCUUAGCAUGCUGUCUAAAACCAGGCUCAUAGUUAAGCUCUUUUCUCACUAUCCAUGUUAUAGCCAAGAAUCAACUUUGGCUAUAGGUCACGGUUAGUGAAAUGAGAGCUUAACCACAGCAUGCUAGCUCAACCUUGGCUUAGCUCAGUGUGGUGCAGAAGUGAAAAAGGUGAUGGGGGGAGAGCAAAAUUAUGUUAAGUUCCUCUCUGGGAGCUUGCAUGUUUGCACAAUCUGAGGAAGGCAUAGUUUAGCUUAACUGUGGCGUUCAAAUCUGGUCACUGUGGAGGAUGACUGGUGUUUUGCAAGUUUUAUUACCUCUAACUAGCUUAGAUAAGAUAAAUGAAUAAAAUCUUUUUCAACUGGAUUUUGCUUGCAAGUGAAAUCUGAAUCAAAAUUGGGCAUUUGGAGUUCUCGCCUACAUGUUAAUACCCAUGGUGCCCUUCUAACUUGCAGCUGCUUCAUCAAAUCGCUCGUGUUGGAACACUUGGCACAAACUAGUAAUUUGGAGAACUGGAAUGUACGCAGCAGGGCCUUUCAACAUGAUCAGAAAAAGCAAAGGAAUUAAAAAGUACUUCUUUGUGCAAAGACAACCAUUCUGUAGGUUGAAAAAAAAUCCCCAUAGUUCUAUAAUAACUCUUCAGAAAAUGCGUUCGUUUUUAUUAGUAUUUAGUUGCAAAGUGAAGGUAAAAGCUAUUGAAACCAGACAUAUUUUUCUAGAGGAGAAUAUGGAGAAUACUCUAUAAGUGAAGAGAUGUUGAACCUCACAAUUAUCAAUGAACUUACUUUGAAAUGGCAAUGAACAUGUAUUGAACAUGAAAUGUAUUGUUGUGUUGUCACAUUCCUACUAAGGAAGAUUUAAUAAUCCUAGGUAUAACCAUUUACUGUGAGACGUUCUCCCUUUGGUCAGAGACCAGCCUCUCUUUGGAAUGUUCUUCCUCACUUGACUGCUGUCAGCAGUUGGAAUAUUUAUUUAUUUGAAACAUUUGGAUGUUUUAUCCUCACCCCCCGUAUGACAUCCAGAGGACAUUUUCUAUUAGCUUUCUAAUGAGUUUAGUUAGUAACUAAAACAAUAAAUACAGCUUUUCAAGUGUACAGCCUCCUAAAGUGAUUUACAGAUUUUAACAAACAUUUAUAACGAAAUAAGAUUGUAGUAAAUUAAACCUCAGAAAAGCCUGGGUGAAUUUUAAAAAAGGUUUUCCUUUAGGUCUGGAAGAGCCAGCUUUUGUUAAGCUACUUUGUGUGGCACAUUCUUAGUUCCGGCAGGUGACGAGGCAAAUUGUUGUUUACAAGCAUGUCUUAACACUAUUACAUAUGUGGAAUUAGGACAUAUUUUGCUCUUUAAAUUCCAUAUGCUGUGCUCUUCUGGGCUGAGAGAUGAUAUAGAAACCUGAUAUAUAUAUUUUUUACCUUCGUUGGCAUCACUGUGUUUAGAAAUUCUUUUAACGUAAUAGCAUCCUGUCAAGCAUAUUUGAGACUCACAGAUUAAACUAGAGAAGGGCAGUAGAGGUCUUCAAAGUUACAUGGCUGUAAUGCAGCAGUUAUAGUGAACACAGUUCAAGAUUUGCUCUUGUCAGUGUGCACUCAAGGAUCUUGGCCUUCCAUUGUCAGUGGUGAGGACCACAAAUUCUGCCUUUGCCUGCUAUCCUGCCAUGGUUUGUGGCCAUUGUUGACCCUCCUUAUAAGUAUUCACAGCAGGGUAGGGGUUUUGCCUCUCACUUUGUACUAUGGUUUGAAGAUUGACAAAAGCAGCAAGAGAUCAUCCCCCAAGUUCUCUUACGUUUUGUGAAAGACUUGGCAAAGGAAAACUGAUGCUCCCAGUUCAAGUGACUCUCUGUGAGUUCAUUGAAAUGCAGAGACUCUGGAAAGGUGUCUGUCUCUCUAUGCUAAGCAUUGGAAGAGUGGUCACAUAUAGGAUUGUGUCCAUUGCCUGUCCUACUCAGAGUUAAGCCGCUGAAAAAAUUAAUCAUGACAUAACUAACAUAGGCUUGUUGCUUUCAGUUGCUUUACCCUGAGUAGAAUUUAGUUGGAUACAACUCAUGGUCAGCAUUGGUGGCCAUAUUUUUGGACCAGUUGUGUGUGCAAAUUACUGCAGGGAUGUUGAACCUCUAUUUCUUCAGAUGUUAAUAGACUCUCCCAUCUGCCUCGGACAGUAUGGUCAAUAGUCAGAUGAUGGGAACUGUAGGCCAGCAAUAUCUGGAGAGCCACAGGUACUCCACCUCGCCUUACUAUGUUACACUCCAUAUACCCUGGAAGGAAAACCUAGAGCAGGCAUGUCCAACUUCCAAAAGACUGCGAUCUACUCCCACCGUAAAGAAAACUGGGGGGGGGGGGGGAAUCAGGGUCCCACGGUCGACCUGUUGGACAUCCCUGACCUAGAGUUUUGCCUUUAUUCUUUUUGCUGCUGCUACGUACUUGUUCACGUUCUUAUUAUUAAGGUACAUGCAUUACUGUAAUCCAUCCUCCACCCUCUUAGCAGCUUUUAAUGCUGUUCUCUGCCAGCACUUCCAAAGAAGACUUUGUGUUCAUCCCUGUCACUGAUGGAUCCUAUAAAUAACAUUAUGGAGACUUCAACUUCAACUGUGGUUUCUGUUUUCCCCUUUCUAUUUUGCUGGACCUAAUCUGGGGAAAUCAAUUAUGUUUCAGUACAAAGUUCAUGUCAGUGCUUCAACAAUCUCAGGACUUGUUCAAAUGGUCAUUUAAUGUGGGCUAAUGAACACUUAGGAUAGCCUCUGUCAUUUAGGUGUAGAAGCAAGUAACUGUGAUUUCUGUAUGGACUUCCACAAGUUUACUAACCAAGUGUGAGCUCUUAAUAAACAGCACACAUGCUAUCCUGCACAGAUGAGAGAAGAUCCCAUCUGUCUCCCAAGCAUUCUGCAUACCAUGCUACAUGGAGAGGGGAUUGGUGGCAACCACAAAUAAUGACUGGCUAGAAAUCCAAACCAGCAUUUGUGUGACUCAUGGGGGAAAGUCACCCAGCAUCACGUAUCAUAUUACUGAUGAGCUGUGUUUGGCCUGGUAGGAACUGAAGUGGUUGUCCUUUGAGGACAGGUUACACAGUUUGGGGCUUUUUUGAGUAAGGGGGAAAAUGACAGAGGCUUAUAAAGCUAUGCAUGAUGUGGAAAAAGUAGAUAGAGGUUCUUUUUCCUCAUAAUACUGGAACCUGGGUCAUCCAAUGAAGCUAGAUGUUGGGAGAUUCAAGAUAGGCAAAAGAAGAGGCUUCACACAGCACACAGUUAAACCUAUGGCAUUUGCUACUACAAAUCGUGUGAUAGAUGCCAACUAAGAUGUUUUUUAAAAGAAUGAGAUUAAUUCCUGAAGGAUGUAUUUGAUGGCUAUAUGCUGCCUCUAGGAUCAGAGGCAAAGCAGUAUGUCUUUGAACAAUGGGAAUAUGAUGAGGAGAGUGCUUCCCAUAGGAAUUUAGUUGACCACUGUAGGAAACAGGAUGCUAGACUAGAUAGAUAGGCUUUUGGUCUCAUCCAGCAGGAUUUCUCCUAUGUUCUUCUUAUCGCUUCAUUUGCCCUGUUCUUGCUAUUAGGCCGUUGGUUUCCUAUUCUGUCUGUGUUAAUAGAGUGUAACUCUUUCAACUGUGUCUUGUGUUACAGUUUUGUUCUAUAAAGUACCUAGAACACUUGGCACUAAGUAAAAACAAGGUGGUAGUCAUAGCAAAAAUGGUAACGAGGAACUGGUUGAGGCAGAAUGGAGAAGAAACAGGUGAGGAGAGUGUCAGGAAUAAAGUAUUAGUGGUGACCACAAACAGAGGAACCCGACACAUUAGGUUCCUACUCUGUUCCCGACAGAGUCACUGACAGAUGGGAUAUUUAUAGAUACAGAUACAGUGUGUAUAUAUGCCCUUCAUUUCUUUUAACUUGCUUUGGAAUCAUGGAAAAUGAGAAAAUAGCUCUUAUGUCGCCACACCAACUUCCAUAUUUAGAGAAAACAUAUUCUUCUAAGAGCAAUGUUAAAAUUACAGGCCUAGCUCUGGAGAACCAGAACAGCUUCUUGGGAUUUCAAGUGCUGCAGGCACUUUUAAAUUAGAACUUUGCUUAUUCUAUUUUGUACCUUGAGAGAGCUUUCUUCAGGGAAAGCAAGUCACUGUAUUAUUUAAAAAGUAGGGAUUUCCCCAAUUUUCAUACAGAAAUUUGCAUUCUGAAGCAGUACCUUUUGCCAAGCAAAUAAUUAAUUUAUUCCUCCAAAAUGUAUCCUAUUUCUUCACUGCUUCUUUCCCCAUCUUUGGCAAUGUCAUUUUUACAAGUGAGAUGGGUGAGGGGGAGCCUCAUCACCAACCUAAUGGCACAUAGCAAACAGGGUGGCAUGUCAUGCCAGGGUGGCAUGGUCAGGUAAUACUGCAAAAUUUGUUUCAUCUAUCAACCAGUCAAAUGCCACCUUGUGUACAAACUCUUGUUGUGGUGAAAUUGCACUGUAUGAAUGCCAUGCUAUGUAUUUAAAAGCAUGGAUGAAAACAAGUGAAAUUCUGAGAAAGAAUGCGAAAAAGAAAGACAAACAUGUUUUAUAUGAAGGAGGAAUGAAAAACUACAAGGAGGGAGUUCCUGUUUCAAAUCUUGCCUCUGCCAUAGACUCACUUCGUGGCCUUUAGGGUUCAUACAUUCUUUCUUUCUCUGCCUUAAGAAUGAUAUGGGUAAAAUAAUACUGGCUUCUAUUAUUUGAUGAGCUUUGACCUCUUGAAAGUGUUGUGUAAAUGCUGAUAAUCCCUAUUUUUCUUGUUGGGUUUGGUUGACCAAAGUAAACCAAAUAACUGAAGAUGGAUUUGUCUUGACAUUCUACAUAUAUUUGCUUGUCCUACAGAUGUUGCUGCUGUGUCUAAUUUUUUUAUUGUUGCAUUUAUAUCCCACUUUCAAGGAGUUCAGGGUGGCAUACCUAUGAGGUACGCUAGGCUGAGAGACUACGACUGGCCCAAGGUGACCCAGUGAGUUUCAUGGGUGAGCAGAGAUUUGAGCUUUGUUCUCCCACGUCCUGGUACAACACUCACCACACCACACUGGCUCUUCAGAAGGAAGCUAGCUCAUUGCUUCUGUCCUGUCACUGUCAGACCUCUUCCAAUUGUCUUGUAAGAACAGUUGUAAGAACUGACCUUUAUUUUUAUUUUAACAAUAACAGCAACAAUAUUUUUUCUAACAACAGAGCCUAAAAUGGAUAAGAGGAAUUUAAAACAAGUAGCAUCAAGAAACUAGUACAAUAACAUUGGGUUGGAGAUUACUAAAAAAAAGGAGGAAAACAAAGUAAAUGGGAAUGUGAAAGCAUUGCAAUACCCACAGUUUGAUCUGGUAAACCAGGCUACACUGUAAUCUGGAUAACAGCCAGCUGUGCAGAUGGCUGCUGGUGUAAGUACUGUCUCCAAAUCCUUCAAUCUUCUGUCUCCAGAAAAAGAUAUGACAAAGCUGAAACCAUGAACUCGUAGAGAAGUGCAAAGAUGACAGUUUCCAAGACGAAUCUUAAUUCUGUAACAAGGUAUUGCUCUUUAUUCCAGUUGUCUCCCUUGUUACCCAGAAAGUAGGAGGAACGUGUUUAACUGACCCACAUUAUUAACUUUGCUUGUGUUUAAGCAGCCAGUAAAAGAGGAGCUUUUGUCUCUCUCUUAAAAAAAGAAAGAAAACGCCAGUCCAUAAUUAUAUUUUCAGGGGAACUAUGUUCAUAUUUCCAUUGUGUUCUCUAACACCUGAUACACGGUUUUUGUUUUUUUUAAAGUGGCUGAAAUAAAAUAAUUUCAAGUAUUUAACUCCUUUGUAUUGAAAUGUAUCUAAUGAGGUAGUCAUCUCCUAUAUAGCAAUAACAUUAGCAUUGCCAGAUAAAUCAAUCAAUAGUAUAAGCUCCGUUAGUUUUUCCCUUCUCCAUUUUAUGAUGCAUGUGCUUAUGUGUAUCUGAGGGAGAAAGCACAAUAACUGUCAUUUGCAUAAUGAGUUAAGAAUCUAACCUUCUAGUUGUCUUGACCUAAGUUGUUGCCUAUUCCUAUGUUCUAAUGGUGUUUUGUCCCAAAAUUUGAACAAUAGUUGAAUACUAAGUCCCUGGGAUUUGGUUACCAUUCAAUAACUGGUUAGAUAUUGCCAAUUAAAUAAAUACAAAUUAUUAUCUUACCACAUCUGGAGACGUUUUACCUGCUUCUUCACGGUGUGCGAAAGGUCAGCAGCAUGACCUUUAUGUGUUAUACAUUUGAUGUUAGCUGCUCUGAGCCCGGUUUUGGCCAGGGAGGGCAGGGUAUAAAUAAAAAUUAUUAUUAUUAACAUAGACGAUUGUGGCUGGCUUUCUGUCAUUCUAUGGUGAUUAUUGCUUCACCCCUUGUUGCUGACCUGCUCUGCUGUGGAGUGAAACCCAUCCCUCUAUGCAGUUCUGUAGUGUUGUAUUGCUUCCUGGUUCUUUGUUUAGGGAAGUACUUGCAGUCUUAAAAGCUUUUUCAUAUUGAUUAUGGUACUUCAAAGAGUAGAUCCUUAGAUACAAUGGCUGGUUUUUAAAAAGAAGAUGGUGUUCCUUUUACUUAUGUGAAGUCAUCUAUUGCAGCAUGCUGUUGUUUAGAUGACCCAUGUGUGUUUUGCACUCAGCACAGUCAAUUUUUUUAAAAAAUGGUGCAUGCUCAUGAAUGCAGGCAUGCAGUUCCAAAAGGAAAUGAGGUCUAUCACUAGCAGGCUAAUGUAGCCCCACAUCAUCUCCAUAUUCUGUAUGGAUAAAUAUUGAUCAUAUUUUGUUCAAUAAUUGAAAAAUUAUGUUGGUAUGUUUUGUAAGGUGUGAAUGUGUAUGCAUGAGAAAGCUUUAAUGUAUUAUGCCUGGAUACAGCUCCAGCUGAAAGCCUCUGCAAUGUAAUUGAAGCAAAAUUAACCUGUAUUUGUAGGAAACUAAAAUUGUUUAUAAGCCAUCUUUAGAGAGCCAUGUCCUGAAAGAUAGUGUAUAAAUACGAUGAAUGAAUGUAUAUAUUUUUAAAUCAAGAUCAAUACACACCUUACCCAGCCCUCUUGCCACACAACAUAGUGAGAACUGUUAUGGCCUUCAGACUGCCGCUCCUUGCCAAAAAAAACCCCAUCCCUCAAACAUAAGAAAUUUUAGUGAAAAUUAAAUACCUCAUGGAGAUUGCAUAUAUUUACACUUUUCUAGAGUAAAUACUUGAAAUGUAAUAUCUGAAAAUCAUGAAGAAAUAUGGGAAAGGCAAGCUGUUAAUUGAAAACCAUGAAAGACUCUAGCUUGAGAAUACCUUCCCCACUCAAUUCAACUGCUGUGAUUUGCUAAUACUGGAUGUUCGGUUUACCAAGUAGUCCAUGUUGGGAAGUCUCCCAUUUUAACACACAGUAGAAAGCAAGGUAGAAAAAGAAUGGCACCUGUUGAUCAAGCAGAACCAUAGUAGAAAGCCUUACUACUUGAACCUGCUUUUGGUCUUAUACAUAUCUGGUAGGUCACUGUGACAACAGAGUGCUGGAUGAUAUUGGCCACAGGGCUGAUCCAGCAGGCUCUUCUUAAGUUCUUAGAUGUUAUAAUUAUUGUUGCUUCUUAAAUUCCUGUCCUGCACUUCUUCCCAAAGGUGUCUAGGUGCAACGGACAACUAAGCAGUCAAACAGUACAAUUAAAAUUGAAAUGUAAAAUAAACAUUCAAAAACAAUCACAUACCCUCACAGCUAAUAAUUUCAAGAUUGCCAAGAACGGUUCUUUCAGCUAUCAAAUGCCUGAUUAAAUGUUAAUGUUAUAAACUUCUUGAAUAUUAAUAAUGACAGUCAAACCUCACCAGGGAAAACAAUUCACAAAUGGGGAAAUGCCACGGAGAAGAUGCUGUUGCAUGACAGCACCAAACUGGGCAGUUGGUAAUCUCUGUUGGGGCCACUGACUCUUUCUUGUAUUAUUUGACAGUAAUUGUGUGUCCUUGCUUGCACUCCGUGCUUUGCAAUAUAACCAUAACCACCUUUCAGAACCUUUGCCCUGUAAUUGCAGCAUUUGUGGUGCCUGUUUACUUUAAUUUCAAAUGAAAUUUGUAAUUGAGCCUGUUUCUCUGGCUUCCAGGAAAAAAGCCAAGAAAAACUGUUGAGUCGCAUAAAUAUGGGUCAGAUUACAUUAAUAUUCACAUAAUAUUGUUAGCUGCAAAUAAACAGUUUUGCAUAAUUCUUCUAUAAUAAUUAACUUUUGUGAUUACAGUAAAUUUAUCUCAGUUCUCUUAAUUCUUCAAAUACUUGGUUGCUGUUUCACAAAAUUUGUCCUGUCAGAUUAUUUAUCAGAUUGCUAAUCCUUACCCCCUUUCCACCCUAAAUCUUUGGAGCUCCAUAAAACUAUGAGACAGUUGUUGUUAAAUCUGGGGGAAGACGCAUUGACAUAUUUUGAGAGAUGUGAUUAUUUCAAGUGUAGCAGGUCAAUGGGAAAAAGCCUACCAGGUAGCCAUGAGCUUGUAUGUAUUUAGUCUUUGCAGAUUAUCAGUUUGAAAUUUAAAAUACUGAUUCAGGUUUAUUUUUCUUGCAGUAGUUGCAUAUUUGGCUGUAGAAGUUGACUUUCCAUUAUACUGAGAUCAAAAGUAAGUUGGGAAAGUUUUAGAGCACUCUGAACAUGCUCUUAUGAUAUCUGUCUCUGGAUUUAGUCAGAGUAUAAUAACAUUACUUCUAAAAAGGAUCCCUUUGUUGUAUUCUUUGUGAAGGCUACUUCACCCUGAAUGCCAGGAAUUCGUUUAUUCUGAAGUGUUGCUGUCUGUGGUCCAAGAUUUGCUUCAAAUCUCACCUUGACCAGAGAACCUAAUUAAAUUUUUAAUUUGAUUUAUUAGAUUUAUACACCACACUUUAUCAUAAGAUCUCAGGGCAGUUCACAGAAUAAAAUACAGGAUAAAAACAAGUAAAUUAAAAACAAAACAGAAAAACAGUAGCUUUUGGCUUGGCUGGUUAGUAUAUUUGGAUGUUUCUGGUGCUGUUAAAUCUGCGCUUUCUUAAGUUUUGUUUUAAACUAUUAACUCAAGACACCCUAAACCUUGGGAAAUCAGCUAAUAAAUGCCUUUCAUGAUACUUCCUUGGUUAUAUUCAGCACAAAAGGCAACAUAUUCCCUAUUUAAUCUAUAUUGCUCUUAAGCAAGUCUACAAGUCCUGGGAUUUGUUCAAAUGUGACAGUGUGGUGGAAGAAUAGAAUGAGCAAUUGACUCUGCUUUUCAUUGCCAAUACCCACAUUUCGUAAGUUCUCAGGGCCCAACUAUUGCCUUACAGAGGGGACAUGUGUACAUUACUUUCUUUUCUAUUUGGGAAUGAGCCAACAUGCAGUGAAAAGUAAACAAGAGUCACUUGUACAUUCUGCCUUCUUGUCCCAUGUUGCAACUUGCAGACAAUCCUUAAAAUCGGUUAGGUUGUGCUACACACAGGAAAUUUUAUAUUAUAUUACUAUACAUUAUUUCAAUUUAUAUCACACCAUGUGUGUGCGUGUGUUACACUCAAUGUGAUAUUAACAGUAAGAUGAAAAAAGAAGAGUUGAUUAAAGCAGUCAAAAACACUAAACAUUGGCCACCUUAAAAAUAAGUAAACAUGACCUGUAUAUUUUCUUAAAACCAAGGCCCAUUUAAAAGUAAUUUCCGAAUUGAAGGCAAAAUAGAUUUACUCUUUAGGUCUGCUGUCAGAAAUUCUGCCUGAGGUUCAGAAGGCAAAGAAUACAGAUAAUUGAAAAUUAAUGUCAUAACUGUGCAUAAUAAGAAUCAUUUAUAUAUUGGUGAUCAUACAUAUCUGUUUAAAUGUGGCAAGUUUCAGCCUACAGUUGGUGCUGCUGUGCUUAAGCCACAUCCUUCUUCCAUUGGCCAUGUGUCUUGGACCUCUCUAAAUUCAUCUAAGGUUUUCCUUCAGCAAACAAUACUGCAAAAAUUGGAAUGUGAUGGCUACUCAACCAGGAACACUUUAGAAGAGGGUUAGGCAAAUUCAUGGAGCAUGAAGCUGUCGAUGGCUGUGUUCUACCUCUACUGUCAAAGGCAGUAUGUCUCUGAAUACCAGUUUCUGGGAAGCACAGGUGGGGAGAAAGCUAUUGCACUCAGUCCUGCUUUCAGGCUUCCCAUAGGCAUCUCUGUGGCCGCUUUUAAGAAUAGGAUCCUGGACUAGAUGGACCAUUGGCCUGAUCCAGCAGGCUGUCCUUAUGUAAAUUUCAAGGGAGUCCCCUCACUUAGCUGAAUGUUUGUUGUUAAACAAGAGCACUGGUGCUGCUUAUCCCUAAUACAGUCGUGCCUUGGAAGUCGAAUAUAGUUCCUGAAUGUUUAGGCUCCCAAAUGUUGCAAACCCGAAAUGACUGUUCCGGUUUGGGAACUGUUUUUGGAAGUUCAACGUCGGAUGGGGCUUCCGCGCCUUCCGAUAGGCUGCAGGCGUUUCCUUCAGUCAAUCAGAAGCCGCACUUUGGCUUUCAAAUGUUUUGGAAGUCGAAUGGACUUCUGGAACAGAUCCCGUUCGACUUCCAAGGUACGACUGCAUUUGAAUAAAAGUUACUUUGUUACAAAAAUUUUAACAUCUCAAGGAGAUUCUCAUAUCUACCCAUAGUCAAUUCAGGCUUGCACCUUUGCUUUAAUCAUGCCAUCCAUGUUUGCUUAUUUGUUUUUAUCUCAUCCUCCCAACUCACAACUUUAAAAUGUUACACUUUAAGUACUUGUACUUUAGGUUGUACUUUCACAUUCUGAAAGGGUGCAGGCAGUGUAUCAGUUUUGAUAAGAGGAUUUAAAUUGGACAGCAGAUUAAACAUGUUUCUAGUAAUCAGAUGAUGUUGCAUGGAAGAGUAUUUUCUAAGAAUGUUGUCUAUUAUACCCAAUCAUCUUUUUAAUGCAACUGGUGGUGUAUUAUAUUUAUAAGUAGCAUAUAACCCCUACCUCAUAUCAUAAAUAUAACUAUAGGAACACUGGUUUCAGACACACUUUUGCAUAUACAGUGCUAGCAAAAAUCCCUAUCAUUUUAAAGAUAAAAUAUGUGUGGAGGAAGGCAUUUAUGUUGCAGGCAUUCUAGCAUUUAGACAAAAGAUAAAAUUUUAAAAUAAUAACAUGACCCUUAACAUUAAUAAUGAUAAUGAUAAACUCCUUUGUACAACAGUGCCAGAUUCAGCACUAGUCUCUCAUAGGAAUGAAUGGCAGUCUGUCACUCUUAAAGGAGAAAGAAAAGGUUUUGCACUCAGAGGCACCAUUGGAGUUGGAGCAAAACUUGCACCUCACCAUUGGUUACUCCAGUCAUUAGGAAUCAAGUUGCCUCUUCCCGCUUUUUGAUCCUUUGGCUUGGCCUUGAUGUGAGUGAUAGAAUAUUGGGAGAGUGUUGACUGAAGGAAAUUAAUUUAUAGGUAAGUGGGACCUUCAACCACAUAAUUGCAUUUUAUGAUACCUGUUCAGGGUUGCAGUCAGCUAUUCCUUUACCCUGCUCUUCCCUUCCUUCUGAUUAAUUUUUUUGAUUUAUUAUGCUCAUUGUGUGGCUACUGACUGUGUUCAGUCCUCAUCAGGCUGUUCUUUAAAUGUUUAGGCCCUUUAGGUUUUGUGCUGUCUUGAAAAUAUGAGGAAAAUGAGAAUACUGGCCCAUUUCAACUUGCAAGCACGUUGAUUCAUGUCAUCCGGACCUCAUUUAGGCAAAAAGUGAUUAUUAGUUGAUUAUGUAGUUUGCUUUAAGCACCCUUGGGAUAAAAUGAAUCUGGGGUUUUGUGCACCAGCAAUAAAGAACUUGUGCAGAAAGUGAAUCUCGUAUUUCAGUGUUGGGGCAGUAGAGUAAGAUUCCCCCGUCCUUUCCAACAAGCUUUGAUAGUAUUGGGGAGACCAAUGAGUUUGGCAGGGCAAGGCUGGAGGAUACACUUGCAUUGGGGUACUUGCUGCCUGGGCCAGAAAGGACAACAGGGAUGCUAUGACAGCUGUCUCCUGCCAUGUGAGACACUGUGAGCCAGUUCCAAUAGGACUUCAGCACUGCUCUUAGUACAGGGCACGAGGAAUGUGGUGCUUAUAGCAGCUGCUUCUCUUGGACUUAAAGAACCAGAAGAGCUAGCAGCAACAAAUAAGGAGGAACUGAUAAUUGUGUUUGCCACAGUAGUAUAUUAGGUCAGGACCACAUGUUCAGUGUGGUUGCCUCACAAAUGACUCCUAAAUAGUGGAACUUCAUCACUCCCAGCUACCCCCAAAGUGGCAGGAUUUCUGAGACAGACUCUCCUCUAAAGAGAUGAGGAUAGUGAUAGGUGUUAAAAUGUAGGUUUCACCUUAAAUGGAUUUGAAUGAGUAGUUAAGCUCAGACAAGAGAUUAUUAAGGCUUAACAAUGACACUGCUACCAGAAGACAGGCAGUUCAGGCCUGUGUUCAUGUGGAAAUUGUACUAGCAGCUUCUGAAAUUCACAGGACUGGGGAGGUUUACAGGCUCUGUGUCUUGUAAGUAUGUUUUGGGCAGUUUUUGAGAAUGCAUUGUUAAUACUUGGGAAAUCAGAAUAGUAACUAGAAGGUGGUAGUUCUUUAGACCUAAGCAGAAUUUCAUAUAACGUGAAUGUUAGCAAAGUAGAAUAUUCUCUUAAUUCCAUGGCUAGGGUUUGUUGGGUUUCAUAGAUGAAUUGCCUCACUAGCAGCCAGCCUCAGAAGUGAUUCUUUCAAAGUUUGCAAUCUCUGAUCUUACAACUUCAAAGUUGUGAUAUCAAUACAGCAUUUGACUGUAGAAUAUGUUUUAAUUACUAAGACCAGUCACUUUGCUUGUUCAGGGUUGUUGUUUUUUAUGUAGCUUUCUGUUCAAGUGAGGCUAUUGGAAAAGUAAGGUAUAUUUGCCCCAACUUUUUCCCCCACAUACAGCACGGGGAAAAGGGAUGCCACCUAAGUACAGAGGGUGGCGAUUUUAAACAGCAGGAGAGGGUCCAUGAAGGACUAACUUUGAAGAUUAUGUUCCUGACUGUGGAGUGGUGGUGGGGAAAUCAGUGGGUUGACUAGCUGGGAAGAGGAAUGUAAGGCUGUGGUAGGCAGAUGAUGAGGCAGAAAUAACAUGAGAUAUACUUCGUUGGAGAAGAAGUAGCAGGAGCAGAGGUUGUAGGUACACUGACUCAAUUCUAUGCAUUGAAUUCCAAGGUUGUUUUGGAAUUUGAUUUAAUUUUUUUUUAAAAAAAUAAAGUCUUGUGGUGCUGCAGUGUAAAGGGGAUUUCGGCCCAUAACAUCACUAGUGUGUUUGUAGCUACCUCAAAAUAAUUAACUAUUCCUGCCACACACAAGGGUAGAUCACAAACUCUUACUAUGUAAUGUAAACUGCUUAGGGAUUUUGCAUAUUAAACUGUAUAUAAAUAUUAUUGAUGGUGAUUAUAGGGCAAAACUGUGCAAACCCUAUUUUUUCUAUACUUUCUUUAGAUGCUGAACUGAGAUAGCUUACUUAAUCAAGAUUUUUAAAACUGCUAUUUUAAUAACAAAUGCCACUUCCGAUGAAAUAUUUGAAUAUUAGAAUUAGCUCUGUGAACUUAUUUCUUCUAUGUAUUUGUGAAAUAGCAAGACAGCAGUAACCUAAAGUGAUUAGAACUUUUAGCAGUAAGUUGUAUUGAGAGAGGCAAAUGCGUGCGUUCCACAAUUCCAUGAGGGUGCAGAAGGCUUGCAGAAUAUGUUGGGUGCAGAAAUCGGCUUCCAGUGGAUUCCAGAUUUCACCUCCCCCCCCCCCCCAUUUUUUUAUUAUAAAAAAGGCAGGUAUCUUGACCUUGUAGUUGCAAAUAUGUUUAUAAACAACCUUCCCCAAGCUGGCAAGGACUACCAAUUUCCAUCGGCCCUAGCCAUCAUGGCCAGUGGCUCAGGUGACAAAAAUUGUAGUCUAGAACAUCUGCAGGGGGAUCAGGUUGGGGAAGACUAGUUGGUAUCUGCUUGUCUUGGGAGACAAUGGAAGAGUGUUGAAGGCUGAUCUAGAAAAUGUAUGAAGCAAGUCUUUUGAAAUUUCAAACCAGAGGAAUUGAUGAACAUUUCAAGUAGAAAGUAGUAGAGCUUCCAUGUCACACAUCAUUCCUUGUCCCUCCCCAUGAAUAUGAAAACCAGAAUAACUUAUGCAAAUUAUGAGAAACAUGCAGAUUGGCACGAUUUACGUACUCUGUAGGGCUGAGCUUUACUUAGCAUAGAAUUUGGAUUACCUUGGAUCCACGUGUGUUUAAGUUUAAUGCGGAGUGCAUACUCCACCCUAGCUAUGACCUAAAGUUACAUAAACAGUCUUUAAGAAACGUAGAUGAAGGCUGCACUUAUUUGGGCCUACUUCUGAAUAAACAUGCAUAUGACUGCACUUUGUAAGGAUACUUAUGUUAAGCUAAUUAUUUAAUGUGCUGUUGGUGUUUGCUUUUAUUUAUGUCUAUUUUAUGUAUAUUAGCUUAAUUGUAAAGAACAUAGUUACUUAAAAUGUUUUUCUUUUUUAAAAAGGUUCAAUUAACUUCACAUUGUUUUUACUUUUCUCCCAGAUUUUUGAGCAUCUGAGAGGUGUUACAGAAGCACACCUUUAGUACGGGAAGAUGAGUGAACUUGACCAGUUACGCCAGGAGGCGGAGCAACUGAAAAACCAAAUCAGAGUAAGUAUUAUAGACUAAACGUCUUGCCUUUCUCACCUGUUCUGGAUGUUUGGGUGUGUUCGUUCUCUCUCAAAUUAAUCUGUGUGGUAGGGAGGAUUUUAAAACAACUUACUUGUUUUAUUUGAAAGAGCUGCUAUUUUAAAAUAAAGAGCUUUUCUUUUAUAUAAAAAGAUUUCUAGGCCACAUCUCAGCUGAAGCUUCCCAGGUGAUUUAACAAAACAAAUGUAUAAUAAAGAAAUUUAAGCAACAUUAAUAACAAAUAUAACCACAAAACACAUAAAGAUGGCACUUAAAAACUGCUCUGUAUGGUGGUACAUUUUCAGUGCCUCUCACGUUGCCAUUUGGCAUUAACUACUUAUGCUGACCCAUCUCAAAGGGCUACUUUACUGUGCUAUAGUAUGGCAUAAAUUUCCAAACUUGUUUGUUAGCUUCCAGUGAAGGAAAAAAGCAUGUGACAUGCACAGUGAUUUAUAGUCUUGAGACUUAUAGCCUAAUAGCAUUCAUUUCAGAGGCUAGUAUAAUCUGGCUUCUUUCUGUGUAAAAGAAGAGGGACUACACAGAAACCCUCCAGAUAACAGCCACCUUCUAAAAAUAGAAGCAAGUAGCCAGUUCUUCAGCUCCAGGUUUCUACUAACUCAUUCGUAAGAUGCAUCCUUUACACCGUCCACUUUCUUCAUCUUCAGUUUCCCUUUAUGGUUUCUAGGUAAGAAUCAUGCAGGGGCAGUAGGAGCCGCAGCUGGCAGAAGUUCCCUGCCAGGGUUGAAACUCCCCUUAGCAAACCUGUGCCAUCUUGGCUUCCUUCUUUCUCCGAUACAGAAGCUGGACUACACACUUCUUUCCCUAAGCAACUGGACAUUUCAGGCCAUCACAUUAACUUAGCAAAUCAGUGUCAAAAUAACUUAGCCACCACAUACAAAAAUAAUGGUGUUGCACAGUUGCUUGAACCAUUCUGUUUCAAAAUGCACGGAAAUCUGAUUUGGGGAAUAUGACAUGUUUAUUCCAGAAAACAAACUUUUGCUUGUUCCUACUUGGCAUUUCUUUCUGAGGAAAGCAACUAUGAGACUGAGCUGUAUGCUACAAAACCCCAGGCUCAUUUCUCAUCUCUGCCAUCAGUUUAGGCAAGCUGCUGUCAACACAGUUUCUAGUCAUUUAUUGUGAUAUACUGACUGAUCUUAGUAUGGUGGUUACUGAGGUAACAUAUGUGGAAGCACAUAUGUGCUAUAUAAUUGCUAACUCUUGCUUUUCUGUGGACAAAUAACUGCAUCAUGUCGGAAAAGUUCUUAAGUAGUAGAAGGCAGAGAUUGAAUUUCAUUUUCCUUUUUCCUGCAAACCCUUUAUUUUACUUAUUCCAAGGUGAUAAUUUUCAUAUGCUGUGCUCUGAGGGGGGGGGGCAAUAUUAACUUCAAUUCUGGCAUUCAAUAAGGCCUUCAUUAAGACCUUUUUACUGUUGUCUUUUCUAAAGACAAUUUUGAUGAUCUCAUUCAGUAUCCCUUAAGCACCUUUUGAGAUUCUAUUGUUUUUUUCCCCCUCUCUCUCUACAUGGCUUUGUGAGGGUUUGGCCAUGAAAAGUGACUAAUAAAUAACUUAUUUAUUUUUAAAAGUUAUUUAUUAGUCAUUUUUCAUGGCCAAACCCUCACAAACCCCUCCAGAAGUUUGAAAAAAGCAUUACUUUCAGUCAAGGCACAUCAAGCUUCUUUACAUGAAAAAAAAUAUAUUUCUUUCCUUCUGGUUGAAAGCUUACACAAAUAAUAAAAGUAGAUCAUUCUGUUGACCUGGCAUAAAAGUUUUAGGUCACGUAUACCUGAGCUUUUGUUGGAUGCAUAGUAUAUGCGGUUUUGCUUAAAACUGAGGAAAUCUCAUUUUAGGUUGAGAGAGAAAGUGUAUGUAUAUGUCAAUAACCAGUAGAGCUACAUUGAAUACACUAUUAAACACAGAAUUAAAACAAUGUAUGCAUAAUUUUGUACAGGUAUAUUGUGAAACAAGACUUUUGACAGCCACAAUAGUGUAAAUAACAAACAACUUCUGACCAAACACACUUUGUGUAAACAAAAGUAGUCAGGGGUUUUAUAAAACUGGAUUUAAGCUCUUGAAACUAACUGUGGUGAACAAGAAAUAAAAGAGAAGCAUAUUUAGCCUCAUUUUGACCCCUCCACUGGAAUCCCUCCAAAAGGGAGAUGGCACCAUAGACUUCCCAGACCUGCUCUUCAUGUGCAUUUGUCUAUGUGUGCAUUAAAGGUGGAGUUACACACUGAAUGCUGAGUUCAUUGUGUUUACUUUUAUACUCUACUUUCUCCUAAAGGUUCAGUUAUAUGUAGUUCAGUUCUCGGUCGAGUGAUUAAGAGCAGAACACUGCUUACCUGUUUGGGAAAUCCUAUUAUGAGUUGUGCUGUGUCUGUGUGCCUUUGGAGGUUAACUCGAGCAGAUUACCAAAGCACUGAAAUAGCUUCCUACCAGUAAUAUAUAUGGGCAUGGAUCUAUUAUGCUGCACAUAGAUGUGUACUUAGUUCCAUGAUUUGCAAUGAGAAGUAGUUGGAUAAUUGAGGCAGACUAGGUUUAAAUGUACUUCUUGCCUAAUUUGGAACAGUUUUCAAUAGAAGUAAUAGUAGAGGAGCAGGAGACGCUCUGUUUUGUUCUGGGCAGUGUGAUGUAUGGAUGGGUGUCUUAGAAGUAUUCUAGAUUUUGAAAAUGUACUUCCCAUAUAUGAAUGCAGCACCCCAUUGCAUAACAUUGGCAACAAAUUGCUCAUCAUUAGAAUCCUUUGAGUGCAUUUAUUACAGUUUUUUUAUGUUGAUUGCAAGCUGCAUUUUUAGGCAGUUGCUUUUUAAAAAAAGCUCCUCAAACCCUUAAUGAAGAUGCUCAUUAGGACUGUUUUCUUAACAAACUAUGAGCUGGACCUUGAGUAUUUUCUCAAAAGCAGCCUGCAUAAUCAUUGGGCAGGGUUCACCUAAUGUGGCCUGUCAGUGGAACCUCUGACUUUCCCUCCCCUGCCCCAUACUUCUGAAAUUGGCUGGAGGGUGGGUGGGAGAAACUCUGAAACCAUGGAGAAGGGAAGGGGAGAUUGUUCCAUCUGGCAAGCCGAAAAAGCUUUUGCAAAUGGAACAUUUGUAAUAGCGUGACAUGGAAUUCCACCCAUUGUAUCAUCCCUCCCCCACAUCCUUCCUAAACUAAAUAAAAUAGUUUAAUGUUAAAUAUAUCAGUAUAAAAGACUGUUGUGGGACAACUCACAAAUUAUCUAGCCACUGUAUACAUAACUAGUUAAAGAAAUUAAUAUCCAUGUCUUUCUGCCUUCAUUAAUUCUAAAUUUCUUUAAACAAAAAUGAAAGGUUUUGGCUUCAGCAAGGAGACUUUCUGUAUCUUGCUUUCCUGUGUGGCUCUCUUGUUUAAAAUAAGAACAAAUACACUGCACAGCAAGAGGUGUAUUGAGAAGCUACAGUACAGCAGACAUUUCUGAGGCUCUUCCCCACUCUUUUUAUUAUUAUUGAGAAGAGCUAUCUAACCUAACUGUUGACACACAUUAUAGUGAACGCCUAUGCAAACCCCACUGAACUUAGGAAUUUGUGAAAGGGCAUACUUGCUGGUGCACUGGAAACCUGCUGUAGAUUGUGUUCAUUAUCUCUGUGCAGUCUUGCUAGUCAAUUACACUUCCUAACUGGUAGUCUCUCCCUCUACUCCCAGCUGUUUAUGUCACAUGUGUCCCUACACAACCCAGUUUGAAUCUGAGCACUUGAUAAUUUCCUGUGUCACACACAACAUGAGAGUGGCAUUAAAACCUGGAGGUUUUCUAUAUUUUACUCCUCUUCACCAGGAUGCAGCAGAGGGAGAGAUGGGGUUGGGGGACACUUCACUGCCAUGGCUGUGAGAUCAGUAGAACUAAAGCCACUUCUGUUCCUUUCCCUCAACCGUUUCCAUUCUAAGUAACUUGAAAUUAGUGCCUGGCUUCACUUAUUAUUUUUCUCUUCUGUGUUGUCUAUUAGAUUGUAAGCCUGCAGGCUGGGACUGUCUUGUAUUUAAUAUUUGUGCUGUGCUCUGUAAAUUUCAAGUGCUUUUAAAAUAAUUAUGAUGAAAAAACAUGUGUUAAAACAAGUCUUCCUACUUGGCAUUUACAUGGCUGCAGUGAGAGUGGGAAAGAAAAGUAAGAUUCAACAAAGCAGUUGAUUUUGAGGGGCCUUGGGGGAAAGCACCCUAUCUUGGCCCCCUGCUCCUCCUGCCUGUAAUAAAUAAAUAAAUAUGAAGUUUCUUCUACUUCACAUGAUUUCUGUAAGGAUAUAUGUGGUGAGAAUUCGCAGGUGUAUUUCACAAUAGUACUUCUAGUUCACUUUUUUGAAAAUAGUUUCAUGGUGACUGGCUGCAGUAUGGCUGUAAAGGUAGGGUUGGAGGAUCUAUAGCCAGUUAAGCCAUGCAUGAUUUUUAGGGGGGGGGUGGCUCUGUCAGAAUGGCUCCCUACACUGCCACCCCUGAAAAAUCCCUGUUCUGGUGUGCCCCAUUAGGCUUAGGAAAACAGGUCCCAUUCCUGAAUUGCUGCCUUUUUUCUAAGCCAUUUGCUGGAGAAAGGGAGAUAAAGGAAGGAAUAAAAAAGAGAUAAGAGGAAGGCAGGUUUAAAUGACUGUGUGUGAGUGGGGAUUGAAUGGGUUAAUGGAGGGGGUGGGAUGGACAAGCUCACCAGCAGCAUGCAACCCCCAGAGAUUUACCCACAAGGAUAAUUAAUGCUCAGCCUGAAACAGGUUCUCAACCCCUGUUGUAAAGCAUCACAACUUCGUUACUGAUGUAUUGAUAGAUACAUCACUUGCUGCCUGAUCCUUUAGUCAGUUAAGAGGUACUACUAGUUUUAAAUCUCUGUUAGCUGCUUUAAAAUCAGUGAUGGAGUUCUCCAGUGGCUGUAAUUGGCUACUUACAGCAGCCAGAUGCUAUUUUGAAGGCUGGUUUUUUAAAACUAAAACACACACACACACACACAAAAAAAAUUUGUACAAAUGUGAGCAGUACAGCUUUAUGUACUCAACUGGUUUGGGUCUGUGCCCAGAGAAAGGGGUUUCAUUUUUUUUUUAAUUAUUUUAAAAAAUCCUACUUAGCUUUAUGAGAUCUUAGUGUUUAUUUUGUCACCCUAAUUUUACUUCCGCAGUUUAAUUUAUUUUCUAAAUUACUUGUGGAUUAUAAGAUCCUCCUUUGAGACACAUGUACUGGGUCAUCCCAGUUUCUUCAUUUUUCAGUACCUUGUGAAAUCUAUUCAUAUAAGUAGAUAGUAGCUUAGGAGCAAGUCAUAUCAAUGAACAUAAUCCAUUUUCCUGACACUCUCUUAAUUCUCCCUUUUUCCAGGAUGCUAGGAAAGCAUGUGCUGAUGCUACGUUGGCCCAGGUAGGUGGAUGCUCAAUGAACAUGUAAUCAAAAGUAUCUUGGUGUUAUCAAACUUUUUUUACAAAACAACCCAAAAAUUGCUUAUAUGAAGGGCAAAGCUGAGGUAUUUCAACUUGGUUUAAUAGGAAUGUUUUCUUUGAAAGGUUGCUGUAUGAUCACCAUUUCGGUUUUCUUGGCAGCAGAUGCCAUGCUUACCACAGAAAGCUUCCUUAAAUCAUUCUCAUUUAUCGCUGUCACCUGUCUGAUUUAUAUGUAAUGCUCUCAAUUCUAUAACUACAUCACAUUCUCAGUCUCAUCCCCUUUGUGCUUUCUCCUGGAGGACUUAAAACAUGGCUGAGGCUUACAUUAGUGCAAGCUUUAACCCUGAUUAUUGCUAACCUGGGUAUGCACAGGAUUGAAGCUUGUUUCAAAAGUGAUUUGACUGUAAACACUGGUUAGCAAUCAUAUGGAAGAUUCAUGCCGGGGAGGGUGGUUGGAGUCCUGCAGCCUCCCCUUUUUAAUCUGCGGUCCUUAAGGAGUUGCAUCCAGUUCACAGAUGCUGUCCCAAAAUGCCUGUUGCAUGUGAUGAUGGACCAACAACUAUUGCCUUGAAGUGCUUUUUCUAUUCAGCAUCAGAGGGUGUGUAAAGCAGAAGACAUCCAGAAAUGUAGUUGUGUUGGUCCAUUGCAACAAAAGCAGUGAAGAGCCUUUCAGCACCUUAAUAAGAAGGUUCACCUUCUUGCUUAUGCUGGGCUUUGUCCUUUAGAUGUAGCCUUCAGUAUGUCUAAUGUUAUAAGCAUUGCUUGGCCAUCUGUUGCCUUUCCCAGCAUUAAGUUUGUUAGUCUUCAGAUUUUUGAACAAGAGGUCAAAAAAUAAAGGACAUUAGACCUCUUGCAGCCAGUGGGGCAAGCUACCCACACAUAAAAAGGAGCCAACAACAACUAAUGUUCCCAAUAUUAAUUCGACUUCCUAUUGCUUGUCCUGCUGAAGCUUUUUGGCCAGAAUCUGAAGUUAAAUGACAUGAUUAUUAUGAUUAUUCAAAUUAACCUUAAGGCCCCAGGGUGGGUUACAACAAUUAAAACAUAAUUAUUAAACCACAUUUGCACAAUGUUAAAAACAACUUUUAAAAUACAGAAAUUAGAUUGGACCUAAAAAUAAUGGUGUGUGAGUAGAGGAAGGAGAUCCCGUUAUUUGCUUCCACUGCUAAUGUUGACUCAAAGUGAUGUGAACUGCAAAACAUUCUUUUUAGCACAAUUUAUGGGGAAUCAUUCAUGUUUGACAGUUGCCAAAAAUGCUGAAUGAACAGUUCCUGUCUUUUACAUAUGCUGUAACGUAGACUAUGGGGACAGGGAGGGAGCUUCUAAGACCUGACAUACAGCAGAGGAAGGCAAUUAUGAAGGAAUUCUAAAUCCGGAAAGCGGCCUGUACCCUACUAAGCUGCCUUGACAGAUUUCAAGAGGAAGCAGGAAUUCUUUGCCUGUGUCCUUUGGCUAAAUAAUUGUGUUACAUGGAGACAGAACAAAUAUGCAGACAUUUUUUUUAAGUGGGCUGUGCUACAAACUUUUCUGGCUUCACUGCAGUAUGCUACGGAGAAGCCUUAAAUUUAAUUGGCCACAGUGCAGGGAAAUGUGUUGAAGGCAUUUAUCUCCCUUUUACUAGUGCUCUCCUAGAAUACACGAUUAUUUUAGACAACAUAGAAUAUUCUAAAAUAUUAUUUUAGACAAAACCUGUAGCGGGGUUUUAAAAACCCUUAUGGCAGUCUUUCCCAACAUGGUGGUCUCCGAUGUUUUGGACUGCAGCUAUCAGGAAUGAUUGUGAGCUCAAGGGCACCAGGUUGGAGAAGGCUGCCUUAUGGCCUGAAGUCAGAGGCCACUUCCAUCAAGAUGCAUGAAAUGAUAGCCUCCAUUGCUAGGUAGGAGUGUGAAUGUAUGGCUAAUAUACAAAACCAAAAUAAUAUGGUUCCAGAAAAAGGGAUGAUGAAAGAACACCCACAAUGCCUGUCAUUUCUGGGGAUGUUUAAAUAUCUGCCCUUGACAAAAGCUGAGGGAAAAACAUUCAGUCGAGCUAACAUAAAGGUGCUGCGUUGGACUGGAAUUAUUAAUUUUGAAAUACUUUAUAAGUGACCCUGUUAUCUGUUGUAUUUAAACCAUAGAAGUUGGGGAAGCAAAUUUUAUUUACAGCUGACUUAAUGUUUUGUUUUUCAAUGUCCCUUAAUCUGGUUUGAAUAUUACAAUAAAUAUAUUGCUCACUUGAAUUAUACAAGAGUUCCAAGUCAGUACCAAUAGAUCUGAUUUUGCUAUGUAAGAGUUGGAACCAUCUGGAUUGAUAACAGUCCUUAAGUAAGUCAGAAAGCAGACAGUGAAAAAUGAAGCAGUGGAAAUGCCAUAUAAGUACUUUUCUGCUUAAAAAAAAAAUAACCCUGCAAGUUGUCUUUCAGUUCUGUGAUAAUUCUGAGGUGGGGAAUCUGUGCCUUUCCCUAUGUUGCUGGCUCCCAGUUUCCAUCAGCCCUGUCCGGUAUAACCAAUAGUCAGGUGAUGGGAUGUUGUUCAGCAACAUCUGGAGGUUCCCAGGUUGCCCACCUCUGAUAAAUUAUGCUUAUACUAGAAGUUUGAAAUGAGAAGAAGCAGUAGUAAGCACCUUUCAAAGCAGCUAGUAAGGUGUUUUGGUCAAGUUCUUUGGUGCAACAGGGAAAGAAAUUCAAGAAGAGAGAGUAGUUUCAGUUAAUGCUUCUUCAGUCAGGAAAUGCUUUUGCUGCUGACAGUUAUAAAUAUGUACAAUUAAUCUCCCAUUUAGAUCACAGCCAACAUUGAUCCAGUGGGUCGUAUUCAGAUGCGCACUAGAAGAACACUGCGGGGACACUUGGCUAAAAUUUAUGCAAUGCACUGGGGCACUGAUUCCAGGUGAGUUCCUGCGCUGCAGAAGGACCAUCUUGAGUUGGUCAUAACCUCUCAGCCUAAUGAUUGUGAGGAUAAGAUUGGGUGGGGACGACGACGAUGUAUGCUACUUUGAGCCCCUUGGAGGAAAGGUGGGAUAAAAAUGUAUAAAUAAAUGACUGGUCCUUGCUUAAAGGAAUUUAAGAAGCAGACUGUAGACAGGAGGAGGGAGAGGAAAUAAACUAGUGGCGGGAGGGUGAAAUGAGGAAGGCAAAGAUAACAAGGGAUAACUAAGUCCAGAGAUUGCAGUUGCAACAGCAACACAUGUGUGUGUGUGUGUGUGUGUGUGUGUGUGUGUGUGUAUGUGUCUUACUGCCAGUUUCUACUUUCCAACAGCCCUGGCAGAACUAAAAUAUAACUUUGGCAUUUUUGGGAUUCCCACUUGAAGAUGUCACUUUUACCCCCAAAAUGUGUUUCCUUUUACCCAAGAUAGCUGUACAAGGGAUAGAUGUGCAUUUUACAUAGGCAAGGUUCUGAAGGGCCAUAUGUUUGCCUAGCAGGAGAGAUUUCCCACUAGCACCACCACUUAGUCUUGUGUUUAAAAGUACAGGCAGUUACUUCAUAGGGAAUUUCAUAAUUCUAUUGCCCUACUCUAGUACCAAAGGAAUUGAGCAACACUGAAAACUAAUAACAUUUGUUCAUCAAUGCCGGCAGCAAAACUGAAAUCCAUUUUCAUAUGUUGGUUUCUCCUUGCAUGGAAGAAAUACAGAUAGAAAAUGCCUUAUGGCUGCUCUAAAAUUAUUUUUAAAUAAUAUUUCUGAAGCUUUCACACUUCUAAAUAUUCAGAGAUCCAAAGCUGGCAGUCAGCAGGGUGAAUAUGCUGUUGUCAUGGAUUGCCAGAGCACAAUCAAUGUUCUCAUAAUUUUUUUUAAAAAUUAAAUAUUUGUAUAUAGUGGAUUUGUCUGCUCAUAGUUAAUAGUGAUUAAAUCAGCAGAAGCUGAUGGGGGGAGAGGGCUUUAAUCUAAUGAAAGCAAUCUUAUUAAUUCACUUGAGCUUGUUUGCUCAAGUUAAAUAAUCUGCACUAUUCUUAAGCACCUUACAGAACCCUAGAUCUAUCUUUAAGAAUAGACCUGGGAAGACCUGGGAAGAUGGUACAUUAGAGGAAGUAUGUCACUUCCAGUUGAAUUCUGUCUGUUGCUUCCAUUAAUACAGUUACGUAGGAUAUGUGUUAUAUUGGAAACAUUCACAUUGAGAGCCAGUUCAGUCCACUGAUCAGGGGGUGACCUUGGUUGAAAUAUUUGCUCCAUCAUGGGCUCCCUGGAUGACUUUGGGCAGAUCCCGCUGCCUCAAUUUCUCAAUAUGUAAAAAGGACUUUCAGUGGCAGCUUUAGAUGAUAACGGGAGUAAAGCAUUUUGCAUAUCAAAAUAUACUGUUGAAUUGAUUAAGACUAAUGUAUUCCAAUGUAAUUUGUCUUCCUGCACUUCUGAUGUAUGCUUUGUUUACAUUUAACUUUUUAUCUCUUUUCCCUAACCUGCCCUUCCAGGCUUCUCGUUAGUGCAUCACAGGAUGGCAAGCUUAUCAUUUGGGACAGCUACACCACAAACAAGGUGAGAGCAAUUAAUAAGGUUCAAUGACUUAAUUCCAACUUGGCUAAGGGAGGAAAAGCAAACUACAGGAAGAACGCUAAUAAAACAAAUCCUUCAGAUUGUGUAUUUUUGUUCGGCUUUUGUUUUAUUCUGUGAAAGAAGGAUCCCAUGGAGGGGCAAAUACAGACUAAUUAUAGACUAAAGUAAUAGCUCAGGGUCCCGUCCACCCCCUCCCCCCUCUUUGGGAGAUGAGAAGAAAGAAGCUAAGUAGCGGGUUUGUUUUCUUAGAGACAUAAGCUGUGUGGGGCAAAGAAUAGCUUCUGUGGUUCUGGCCUUUAUAGUGAAAAGUGAUGGGGAUAUUCAAGAUAAGCCUGGGUGCAGUUGCAUGUGACAUGGAUCUUGAUUAGAACAGGCUUAACACCUUUAACAGUGGUUAAACACUAAGUGAUUUUGCAUUUAGUUAUGUGGGUACUGAAAGGAGAAAGCAAGCACUGUAGUGAUUUAUGAACUGAAAAGUAUAGCUAGGCAAGAACAGAAAGUUGGACUUAACCAUGAAGUGAUGUUCUCAUCAGCAGGGAAUGGAGCUGACAAAUGGAAGAAGGCAAGGCCCAAACUAGGGGGAUGGGGUGGAAUUGUUAUGACCUUCCUGGAGAUGAAAAGCAUUCCAGUUACAGGAAUUUACUUCAGCAUAGAAAUUGCUUAUGAAUUAAAAAAGAAAAAGGAAAUCAUUAACAAAAAAUAGUUGUCAACAAUUUAAUAGUAGUUACAAAGAAAAAAUAGAGGGACAGGAAGGAGAAAUCCAACAGUGUACCUAAGAGUUAAUGUGGGAAGUUGCAUAGGUGAAAUGCACAAUGGAUGGAUCUGUCUGCUCUACACCCAGCUUCCCAUUCUUGGGAGGUGGAGGAAUAGACCGCUAAGAGGCUGUCUAAUAUGUCAUUUCAAGAACAUGAACCCCAAAACAAAGAGAAAUGAAUAACUCUUUAUAGCGCCUGUUGUAGGGCCCAUAUAUGGAGGGGAUAAUUCAGCAUGACCAAACUUGAUGACCUUUGAAUGUCAUUUGAGGAUGGAGAUUGACCUGUUGACCACUUUGUGACUUUGGCCCAAGGCAGAUGUGGUAGCUUUUCCACACAUGAAAAAAGGCUGUUACACCCAUGUGUAUCCACACCAUAGCUGUCAACUUUUCCCUUUUCUUGCGAGGAAUCCUAUUCGGAAUAAGGGAAUUUUCCUUUAAAAAAGGGAAACGUUGACAGCUAUGAUCCAUACCUGUACAUAAUAAGGUAGCCAGUGUGUUUCCUCACCCCUAUACUGAUUAUGCUUUUGGGGAUUUCUUCCUUGCUCACCAAUAUUGGCAAAUUGAGAGCCUGGGGUCCUGAGUAAGUCUAAUGUAGACCUCAAGUGCUUGGUGAAAACUCUGUAUAUACUGUUCCUCAUUCCUUGGUGAAAUGGUCUCCUGAUACUGUCGAAUUCAACUUUUUUUUCUGGCAUAGGGUGUGGCUGCAACCUUUGGAUAGUGCUGACUUGGAGUGAUCUCUGGGAAUUCUUUUCAAGGAACAAUCCGAAGUCCACUUAACAGUGGAUUUAACUAUAUUGGACUGGGGAGUCACUGUCCCUACAUUCAGCUUGACUUCAUUGGCUGCUAAAGUGUAGGGAAUAAAAAUCUUGGCAUCUAAGCUUGCAUUUGUCAUCAGGGGCAAAAACCUUACUCAAAUUCUAUAAAUGCAGAAACAUACGUUUUGAUGAGGUGCGCAUACCAGGAGUUCAUUGGGUCAGAGGCUUGAAAACCUGAGCAAUGGACAUCCAAUGCCACCUUAAUGCCUAAGGAUUAGGGGCGCAUGAGAUUUUAAGUAGAAAAAGCUUUACCUUUUGUUGUAUCUACAACUUUUGGAACCAGAGUGCCAGAAAUUAGUGUAGCAACAGGGCCAUUCACUAGGGAGACCCUUCAAAAUUCCUAAUGGUUUGCAUGAGGCAGUUCUUAUUUAAGCUGUCGCUAUAUAGAAGAGCUAACCAGCUCCUUGCUGUUGCCCUUGCAAAUGAUAGAGCAACCACUUUGUCACUAGUAACGUCCCAAGGGUAAAAAUGGUGGGGGAAACAGAAGAGAGCUUAGAGAACUCUGUUGCUUUCCUCCCCUAUCUGUAGUUGCCCUGCUCUCUUGGCACCUGUGGGCAAUAGCUAGCAGCAGAUACCAUUUUAUGAAUUUCUGGGGCACUGCAGAAUGUCAUGGAGUGUUUCUAAGUAAUGCACCUCACAUUAAUUGGUCUGCAAUAACUUACUACAGUCACUACAGCAGAUCAGAACCCCUAUGUUUACAGUGAAAAGAUAGGGGAGAAGGAUUACCCUGUGGCUAUGAUUGUAAUGAGGUAACAAAUCUGCAUUACAGUGUUACUUUUCACCACAUUCCUGUUUCAGUGGGCAGGGAGGGGGGAGAAAUGAACACUUGCCCCCCCCCAUACAGUGGUAUCUCAGGUUACAUACGCUUCAGGUUACAGACUCCGCUAACCCAGAAAUAUUACCUCGGAUUAAGAACUUUGCUUCAGGAUGAGGACAGAAAUUGUGCAGCAGUGGCGCAGCACCAGCAGGAGGCCCCAUUAGCUAAAGUGGUGCUUCAGGUUAAGAACAGUUUCAGGUUAAGAACGGACCUCCGUAACGAAUUAAGUUCUUAACCCGAGGUACCACAAGCUUCAAGACAGUAUUAUGAAAGUCAAGUGACUAUGCAGUUCCCCAGUAUUUGUCCUCCUGUGUGAUCAAGCAUAAUUGCAUACCUCCAAGAAGAUCAAACGUUCCGAGAUGGGAAACUUACCAGAGUCCUGUUGUCAAAUACGUGCUAUUGUCCUAUUUAUCUCUCACCCCCUUGCUCCCCCAGCCCCGCCAGAAAAGGAUAAGGAGACUUUUGUCAGUAAAGGGUAUUAAUCAAAUCCAGGAAAUUGGAUGACAGUUCUGCAAUAACCAGAAUGUAGUUUUAGAUUAGUAUUUUUAUAAGUCUUUGGCUAGAUUACACAUACGAAGUCAUCUCUAAAUAUAUCUCUAGCAACACUGCUGUAGCUAAGCAGUCUUGCACUUGUGCUGGAUGUGAUGGUGGUCCUAACAAAGAAGAUGCCCGUAAAAAAGUGCCCUCUUCCAGUGAUGUGGUUAUGAGCAACCACUUUGAGGCAUUUCAUUGGCUGUCAGGGAGGGGAUAUAUUCUUUGGUGAUUAAAUAGCUGUAUUUUUAGUAAUGAAGCAUCACACCUAUUGCAGUGACGUGCUCAACUAACAUGUGCUGGGUCUUGAUUUCUUUCUUCUUUUAAUCCCUAAAAGAGAAAAUGUUAAAAAAACAACAACUUCAAGGACUUUAUUUCAUAGUAAAUCUCAGGGGCACACAAAUAAAUGCAGCAGCCCUGGCUCAUGGAGCUUAUAAGCAUGAAAGAUGGGGAAGUUUUGAUGAGAAAAGGUAGAAUUAAGCCAAGUUGAAAAAGCGUAGACUUGAAAUGCGGAAAUGUUACCGUUGUUGAAAGCAAAAGAAAUUUCAAAUGCAGACUAUGAUAAUAUGUAGUUGGGGUUGGGAAAAAAGCACAGAAGCCCGGGCUUCUGAAAAUGUGAUAUUGAUGGCUAGGAAUGGGAAAUUUUUCAAUAAUGGCCUUGGCUAGACAAUUUGAAACCUUCCUCAAAUCGUCUUUGCAACCACCAUGUGAACAUAGAGCUUAGGACUCUGUUUCUUGUAAACUUAAUCUACUGCAUGUAGCUAUUUCUUACAGCCAGGUUUCUGUUUAGUACUGUAUACAGGAACACAAGAAGAGCCUGCUGGAUCACACCAAAGACCCAUGUAGGCCAACACCUUGUUCCCCACAUUGGCCAACCAGACGCCUAUGGGAAGCCCACAAGCAGGACAUGAUGGAAAUAAUCCUUUCCUGCUGUUGUUUCCCAGCAAUCUUUAGAUGUUCACUGCCUCUUGUAUUGUUUUUAAAAGGGUUUUAAGGAUGUUCUGCAAAUGUUGGAAGGCAGUAUUCAAAUUGACAAGUAAUAUUUAUUCUGGAGCAUGUAACCUUUUGCACAGUUCUACUUUUGUUUCAGUGGGGUUUCUGCAGGAGAAUUUUCUGGUGGGUUAUUCCCCGCCCACCCCAAAGUCAGAUCUGUUUCUCUCCCACUACACUGCAUUUAACUGUUAGCAAAGGAAAAUAAAUCUACACCCUGGGUUGGCCACCUUUCUUUACCUCUUAAUAAUGGGCAAGGAACCUAACAAAAUGGCAGCUUUACCCGCUCUUUUUUUUCCCAUUCUAGGUCCAUGCUAUUCCCCUGCGUUCAUCCUGGGUAAUGACUUGCGCAUAUGCUCCAUCUGGAAACUAUGUGGCCUGCGGUGGUCUUGAUAACAUUUGCUCCAUUUACAACCUGAAAACACGUGAAGGCAAUGUACGUGUAAGCCGUGAACUGGCUGGCCAUACAGGUGAGUGUGUUUUUGCUUCAGUUAGUUCUACAACAUGGGUUGGCAAACUAAGGCCCGGGGGUCAGAUCUGGCCCAAUUGCCUUCUAAAUCUGGCCUGCGGACGGUCCGGGAAUCAGUGUGUUUUUACAUGAGUAGAAUGUGUCCUUUUAUUUAAAAUGCAUCUCUGGGUUAUUUGUGGGGCAUAGGAAUUAUUUCACCUUUCCCCCCCAAAAUAUAGCUUGCACCCCCCCACAAGGUCUGAGGGACAGUGGACUGGCCCCCUGCUGAAGAAGUUUGCUGACCCCUGUUCUACAACAUGCCUUCAACAUGUCUUUUUAAACAGUGUCUCUCUCUCCCCCCUCCCCCACCCAGUGGCAUCUCUUGAAAGACUGCCUUUCAUCUUGCUUGUGCGUGACACAUGGCUUUCACCAACCUAGUGAUAUUUAUUUCUGCCACCUUCCCCCUCCUCACAUUUUCACCUUGAAAAACAAAAGCACAAAAGCUAGGGGACAAAUAAAUCCAUAGUUUUACAGGCAGUUAUGUUACUAAAAAGCAUUAAUGGUUUCCCUUGUCUUCUGUAAAUCCUGUUGUCUAGACAUUCCUCCCAAAACUGGUCUUUUAAAAAAAGCAAACAUUGCCACAUCCAACACUAUAUAAACUAAAAAUAAUCUUUAUGUAGCAAACAUUAUGAUAGGUGUUUAAGCAUUUUGUUUCCUUAUUUUCCAGUACCAUGGCCAGGUUCCUUUAUUUAAUAGAUGAAAAUCCUGAUGUAUUCUCUUCUAAAGACUGAGCAUCUGUUUCACUUUGGUCAAAGUUCCAAAUGUAUUAUUGGAACUUUUAUCAGGCUUUGGUUGGUCUGUGUGUGUGCUGCUCUAUGCCCAUUUUUCCACUAUGAGCUAAAUGGUUUGUGUGCCAGCUAACUGGCAUGACUACUUCCAGGGAAUCCUGAGUGCUGUAAUUUGUUGAGAGGUCUGAGAAUUCUGUGUUGAAGAUUCCUACUCCACCCUCAAACUACAGUUCCCAGGAUUCCCUGGAAAGGGGAAUAAUUGUGUAGCCGCUUCAUGAUGUAGAUGUUCAUCUGGACAGCAGAGGGAGAUAGCAAAAGAGCUAAUCUCUUAGAUAUGCUGAGUCCUUAGACGCUGGUGCUCCUUGGUGUACUUUUAUGCAAAUGGGCACCAUAUGUAACAUUCAGUGAAGCCCCCACAAAGUUUCAGUUUGCUCCUGAAAUCCGUAGUAAUACAUCAGAUGAGCUGCAGAAGAGAACUGGCUCAGGAGGAAUUCCAUCUUGCAAGGUUACAGAUUCCUGCCCCCUCCCCCCGCCACCUCUCCCAGAGCUAUGUCACAUUUUUACGCCGUCUUUUGUUUCUGUAAAAGAACAGAAUCUCAAGGUGCGGCCAAGCACAGAGGCCUCUUCCUCCAGAGGUUGCCAGCUUGGCUCCGGAAAAACCUUUAACAGUUCUUAAGAGGAAACCUCAGGCGGGCUCUGUGUCUUGCUGGCUUUCCACCGCUGCAAGGCUUUACUGAUACAGGCUAAAGGGAGCUCUCUGAAAACUGCUCACAGAGGGGAACUAAGGUUACUCGGCAAUGAAUAGUUAUUUAUAAUCCAGCAAAGCCAAAGUGUUCAGAACUCUCAAUUUAAUGUAAUGAAUAACAAAUGCCGUAUUCAAACUGGUGUUUGUGGUGCAUUUCUUGCAUCGUCUUUUAGCUGCUUCAUAGGAACUCUGUGCUAUGAGCAGUUAAAACUGAUUCUUGGCAGUUUUGAUAACGCAGGCAAAUCAUGUUCACGAAAAAAGCUCUUCGUAGGAGGCAAAAGAGAAAAAGAGUGAAUAGGUGUUGUGAUGGGAUUUUUGUUUUGUUUGAUCAACCUUUUCUUUGAGCAUAAGGAGAGGACACCUGAUAGGCCUGUACUUCUGGUGAACUGCUGUUUGACACAGCGCUAGCUACUUUCAAAAGCGGCCGGAGCCUUUGCAUUAUGGAAUUAUGGUCUCUGCUGAAUUGGUCUGUCCAUAUAACUAGUUUAUUACAAACACAGUUCAAGGAGCUUGGGGUGAGGGCAAAGUGGCCAGUCAUGUUAGGAACAGCUAUGGGACCAGGCCUCAGAAGUUGAUGUGUUUAAUCUGUGAUUCUAAGAAGCAAUACUGCGAUGUAGAGCAGGAAAAAGUUCAGAAAAGAGAAACCAAAAUGAUCAAGGGGCUGGAGCAACUCCCCUGUGAGAAAAGGUUAUAACAUAGUGGGGGCUUUUUAGCUUAGAAAAAAAGAAAGUAAGGCAGGGCAUGAUAGAGGUGUGUAAAAUUAUGCAUGGUGUGAGAAAAGUAAAUGCACUUCUUCGCCUAGCUAUGAAAUUCACUCCCCCUGGAGACAAUGGUGGCCGCUGACUUGAAUUAUUUUGGCAGAAGAUAAGGCUAUCAGUGAAUGCGAUCCAGGAUGGUUAUGUACUGUGUCAAGAGUUUGAAUCAGUAUGCUCCUGAAUACCAGUUGCUGAAAAUCGUAAGUGGCGAGAGUGCUGUAGUUCUCAGCUCCCUGCUUGUGGGCAUCUGGUUGGCCACUGUCAGAGGUGUUGAAUUAGUUGGGCCCGAUCCAGCAGGGCUUUUCUUAUGUUCUUAUAAUACUUUACUGUGUGAAAGCUUUCCCUGAAAUACAUUUAAGAUGUUUGGGGUCCCUUGGCCCUGGCCUACAUCUUCGUCUUGCUGUUGAAGAAUAGAAGGUGGAAGUUAACAAAAACAAUGGGUGUGAGAUGCAAAAAGGAAUUGUCCAUAUUUAAUCACAUUUCUUUCUUUUUUAAUCCUCUUCCUGCUGCAGGUUACUUGUCAUGUUGCCGUUUUGUGGAUGAUAAUCAAAUUGUUACCAGCUCUGGAGAUACCACCUGGUAAGGCGCAUGCCAAUAGUGUUACUGUAGAGAUUGGCUUAUAUGCUAAACAAACUUGGGGUGUGCCUUUUCUCUAGUGUCUACUCCCUGCUUUGCUUGCUUUCAAAUAGCAAGGAGAUUUAAUUAGCAUUGAUCUUUAGGACUUGCCAGUCUGAGAACAGGACAGCUUAAGCAUACCUUUCCUUCCCAUGAAUGCUAUUCCUGUUUGCAUGUGUGAAUGUAGCAUACACAUUUAAUGUUAGGAUAAAUAGAUUCAGAAAACUGAAGUUAAAAAACACAGCCAAAAAGAGUUUUGUAGACUAGAGUCAAUAUUUUUACUCCUAUACCCUUGCAAUCUUCACUGAGGUGGGUGCUCCAGCUGUAAAUAAAACAUAUUUGUUUUGUUUGUGUGGGGGUUGUGUUCCAGGACAUUGAGUGUGACGACAGAGCAUGUAUAAGCCUGCCCCUGCUCCCAUUUCCUGUCACUUCUGGGUUCAUGGCGAUGCGGGAGUGCAGUGCACAGUUGUGCAUGCCUUGAACGUGCGCAAAAUGGUCACUUACCUGUAUGCAGUUUCUUAGGGGUCUUAAUUCCUUUGAGAAAGAGAGCUCUAACUGCAAAGAAAAUGAGUCUCCCAUCUGGAAAAAGUCUGCUUGCCUGUGUGUUAAGAAUGUUUUCAUUGGAUCUUCAAAACAUGCUGGCAUCUAUGGUGGCAGAGUCACUGUUUUAUUUUUUAUUGUAAACUUCCCACAGAUCUUCAUGUUACCCCUCUGUCUGUUAUAUGUUCAUCUGAGUGUACUUCUUGUAUAGUUAUGCACCCUGAAGCGCCUCUUCCCACCCACCCCCGAGGAUUUUUUUUUUUAAUGGAAGAGCACUCCUGUCAUGUGUGUCCUCACCUUUAAUCUGCCCAUAUGAAGGCCUACCACCUAAGUGCAAGCAAGGCCAAAGUGAACCACUAUUUUAGACCAACCACAGUGUCUCGGCCUUAUUUUCCCUAGUGUUAUUUCCUAGUAUUGCUUUUCUUUUCCUUUCCUAGAUUUCUGUUACUGAGUUAAUAAUAUGUAAACAAACAAUUGGAAGCACUAUAUAAAUGCUUGCUUGUUUUACUAUGAUGGUCACCCUUUUCAUUUUGGAUUCUCCUUAAACCUUUUCUCCGCCAGCGCCCUUUGGGACAUAGAAACAGGCCAGCAAACAACCACAUUUACUGGGCAUACCGGAGAUGUCAUGAGCCUGUCCCUCGCUCCUGAUUCCAAAUGUUUUGUUUCUGGUGCCUGUGAUGCCUCUGCAAAGCUGUGGGAUGUCCGAGAAGGGAUGUGCCGGCAAACCUUCACUGGGCAUGAAUCAGACAUCAAUGCCAUCUGUGUACGUAAGAACUUUAUGGAGAGGAGAUGGGAUUUUGACAGUGUGUCUGUCUUCAUGCAUAGCAUUGCCCUUGCUUGCUCUCCCUGUGCAUGCCCUGUGUCCUCCCCACAUUUGCUCCAAAGGUUUUGGGGAACCCCUAGAAGAGAAAUAGCGGGGAGGAGAGUGGGGAAGUUUUAUUGCACAAGUGGAAAUCCUUGCAUUGACAGAAUGCAUUACUAUCCAGCUAUGCUGGAUACGUCAUAUUUCCAUAUGAAAAAUGAACACAUCCUUCUUGUUAUUGCAUUAAAUUGCUCCUAUAAAUAACUCAACCCAAAUAUUUACAUAUAUCUGCCCAUUAUUCUGGUAUUGGAAAAUCACGAGAUCUUCUUGAUGGAACCUGAAACAGCUUCCCAGCUGUUGUUGAAGCCUCUUCCAGACUAGAUCAUCUUUCCUGUGUGUUACAUCCUUGUUUCUCUUUUUUCUCUCAAGUUCUUUCCAAAUGGCAACGCGUUUGCCACGGGCUCUGAUGAUGCCACAUGCCGGCUCUUUGAUCUCCGUGCUGACCAAGAGCUGAUGGUUUAUUCCCACGACAACAUAAUUUGUGGCAUCACCUCUGUAGCUUUCUCCAAGAGCGGCCGUCUCCUCCUAGCUGGCUAUGAUGACUUCAACUGCAAUGUGUGGGACACACUCAAAGCUGACAGAGCAGGUAAUGCUUCUAGUGUCUCUUGGACUAAAAAUAGGGACUGGGGAAAGAAAUGUGUGUGAUUAUGGAACAAGCAGGGUGCUUGAACAAAAGAGGGUGAAGUAAGCAACAAGAUGGAGAAGAAAGAAUAGAGAACUGAAGCAGUGCUCCCAAUUGUUGAGUGGAAGUGGGGGGAAUCAAAUCCAUGAUCCCCAACUUCAGACACUUGCCCAUUAUUAUUAUUAUUAUUAUUAUUAUUAUUAUUAUUAUUAUACCAACAUUCACCCUGGGCAGGUUACACCAUUAUGACACAAUAUUUAAAACCGUUUAAAACAAGUUAACAGUCACAAAAAUAACGUGGGUCCUAAAAAUACCUAAAGGAUGAAAGGCCAGGGUCAAAAGGUAUGUCUUCAACAUUCACCAGAAACUGUAUAAUGAAGGUGUUGGACACACCUCUGUGGAGAGUAAGUUACACAACUUAGGGGCUGCCACAGAGAAUGUCCUCUGCUGGGCUUGGACCACCACCACCCAAGCCUCUGAGGGCAGAGGAACGAUCAAGAGGGUUCCUUUUGCUGCUCUUAGCACCUAAGAGGGUCUGUGGGGAAGGAGAGAAUCUCUCAGGUAUUGGGGCCUAAGUCAUUCAGAGCUUUAAACACUGGUGUGAGCACCUUGAAUUGGACCCAGAGACAAACUGGCAACCAGUGCAGCUGUUUUGAAAUAGGUUAUAUGCAAUCUAAACAGAACCUCAGCAGAAAUCUGACUGCUAUUGAAGGUUCCAAGUUGUCUUCAAGGGCAGCCCCACGUAGAACUUACUGCAAUUUUAGUCAGAUUAGGGCUCCCCAUAGCAUCCAAAAACAAAAAUUAAGACAGCCACUCCCCUCUGGUAAUUUGAGUGCUAACCUGGGGCACCCUAGGCUAGCGAAGGCAUGGCAGUGGUAAAAAUAACCCAAAGCCAAGCUACACAAUCAGCAAAAUAAUAUGGUUCAAAUCUUUCUGAACCACAUCACAUCAGAUGGUAGCUGUGAGAAUCUGUAUAAAAACAUAGAGUACUUACUCAACCUGUCUAUUCUGGGCAGGUAAUGAUCCAAAUAAGAUACAGAAAUAGCCUAGAUUCUACAAAACAGACACCUGAAGCUCAUAUUGACUGCUGAUCACUAAUUGCUUUGAUGUUGUAUUUCUAAAAGCUUUACAUUCUUUUCAAAUGCAGCACUUGGGAUUGAAUAUAUUAAUUCCCAUGCAAGAGCUUCAGUUGCAUAAUCGAUCAUUUUCAAACAUUUUGGUAACUUGUGUGGUAGGGGAAGGCAAGGAAAGAAGAAAUCAGAAAGUGAGCGCGGGGGAAUAAGCACACACUUUGGACCUCGGAGAGUGAAAGGAUGAGUGUGUGUGCUCGUGUGCAUGUUCCAUAUUGCGGCUAACAAAAUGGAAGUGGUCCACCAUUGCUCCAAAGAACUAGCACCUGUGCAAUAUUAAUGUUUUGACAUUACCUCAUGAUGAUGGAUGUCAGGGAACUGACAUCGGAGCGGGAGGCGAAGGGGAGGCUCCUAGAUGAUGCUGGAGAAGGACCCAGCAGCAGGGGGAGAAGCAGCUCAGUGGAGGGGGAAGCAUUUAAGCGCAACACCAGGAACAAAGGUGGGCAGAUGGGGAAAUCGGAGAGAGGGCUCCCGGCCUCUUCACUGGAACUCAGUGAGGAGGGGACAGGUCCUCCGCUACCUACGCCCUCCCUGCGCAGAAGGCUCCCGCGCAGUGAGAGGAGGAGGAGACUGGGUGUCAAACAACUCUUAUGUUGGAAGAGAUUCAAGAAACGCCCACUGGCCGGAUUCUGCCAGUGACUGAGGCAGUCAUGAUUAGAAAGGGCUGUGCAGUCAGAAAGGUUUAACAAGGCAAAUUAGCCUAGAGAGGCACCAGUUUACGCACGAGUAACUCAUACUCAUCACAAUUCAUAUGAAGAAUUAUCAGUUCUGUUGCAUAGAAAUACUUAACUGAUGUUUAGUAUUCACGCUGUGAGUUUUUUUGUUUGUUUGUUUGUAAGGUACCAGUAACUCAGUUAAUGAUUUGUAGCUGCUGAUUUUUAUGAACUUAAAAUAUUGCGCUCAGCAAAAUACUCCCUCUCUUAAUAGAGUUUAUUUUAUGUUCCUGCCCUUAAACAUUGUUUCCAGAGCUUCCACUGUUCAUGUACCUUAACUUGACACUUUUUCACACACACACACACCCCUUUGGUAUUUACUAAUUAUAAUGGUGGGGGAUCUGUUGUGUACCCCCAGAAACCACACCCUCCCACAGCAGAGGAGCCAGUACAGUGGUACCUCGGGUUACAUACACUUCAGGUUACGGACUCUGCUAACCCAGAAAUAGUGCUUCAGAUUAAGAACUUUGCUUCAGGAUGAGAACAGAAAUCGUGCUCCGGCGGUGCAGCGGCAGCAGGAGGCCCCAUUAGCUAAAGGGUGCUUCAGGUUAAGAACACGUUAAGAACGGACCUCCAGAACGAAUUAAGUACUUAACCCGAGUACUUAACCUGUACUUGUCUGCUUGAUAUUACUGUUCCAAAAAGAGAUGUGGAAGAACAAGGAAAAUUUCUUUAAAAUUUCUUUACUAUGCUACACCGUAACAGAGCAGCCCUUCCAGCAGCUGGUCCUUGCUAGAUCUUUCGUUUCUUGAGUGAGCAUACAUUGUCCUCAGUCAUAAACACCCUGUUCAUUUUGACAAUUAUCUGCACCAAAAUAGCUCCCUGCCAUUUGGACCUGGUUUCUGUGUGGCAGCAUGCACAGUGGAACCUCUGUUUGCGACCAUAAUCCAUCCGGAGGUCAAAACAGGUUGCUGGGAGAGGCACUGUUGUGCGCAGGCACGAACGGUGAUUGCCCACUUCUGCGCAUUGGCAAAUGGCAAUCGCCGCUUCUGCGCAUGUGCGAACGGCGGCAAACCCGCCGGUUACUUCCGGGUUUGCCGCAGUCGCGACUUGGAAUGACCAUAAGAAGAGGCGGUGGUAAGUAGAGGUUCGACUGUAUUCUCCAACAUGCCAUUGGUCUCCAGGCUUUGGCUAUCUCUCAUAAUGUGUAGGAUUCUGGUGCUUGAGGCUUAGAUGCUGCUGACUCAGACUUCCUUGAGGUUUCUGUAGCUGCCCUUUUAUGCCUUGUGCAGACGGCUUCACUCUUUGGUUUUUUAGUGUGACAGCCGGCUUGGAACCAUGAUGGGCUGCAAUUUGUACUCGCUUGCUUUAGCUGAAAGCUCUAGAACAUCUCUGAUUGAGAUUCUGUGUACAAGAGUUUUUCUGCGAAUGUCAUAGUAUGGGCAGCCCUUGAUGUGCAAGGAGAUAUGCUUGUCCAAAGCUUUCUCCUUUCACUCAGUUUAGCAGAGAGGUUUGUACAUCUGGGGCAUUGCCAUGUGCAUAAAGAACCUCCAGACUGGAACAGCUGAGUAAACCUGUUGAAAAGGGAGCGCUUGUACAUCACUGUCGUUGAAAGUUGCUUUCUCCCAAUUACCAAAGAACAACUUAAAUCCUGAGAGCCAAGUAACAAGCUCCACUUAUACUUUUUUAUUCUUUUGCAUAUUUCUUUUGACGUUGGAGCAUGCAGAAUCUGAAACUCUUUUGCUUUUGUUUCUCUCUUCAAUUUCUAGGCGUCCUAGCUGGCCAUGAUAACCGUGUCAGUUGCUUAGGUGUAACUGAUGAUGGCAUGGCAGUGGCAACAGGAUCGUGGGAUAGCUUCCUCAAGAUCUGGAACUAAAGUCUGUAGGUACCUUAAAAAAAAAUUGGGGGGGGGGUCCAACAUGCUCUCUCCCUACCCCACCCCUUUCUCUCACACACUGAGGCUGUCUCCUCUUUCUAGGCUUCUAUGAUUGGGAUGUGUUGUUCAUGAAGUGUAAAGUGCUCAUUGGCUUACAAAGCUUGAUGGCUCCAGGAUGCCAGUUGUUGGCUAACCACAGUGGGAGAGUGCUAUUACCUCUCUUCUCCUGCUUCUGAGCUACUCAAUAGCAUCUGGUUGGCCUUUGUGGGAAACAGAAUGCUGGACUACCUAGGUCUUUGGUCUGAUCCAGCAGGACUCUUACAUGUAGACAUUCCAGGGUGUUCACAUUGAAAUAUCUUUUUCCCCAACUCUUCUCACACCUAGGCAGGUGUGGGAGCUGUGUGUAGAAGCAGCCUAGUGUCCAUAAAAUGAUUUAAUCCAGAGUACAUAAUACAGAUUAAAUGUCCUUGUUAAUGUAAAUCCGGGCCUCUCUUAACAUGCUGAGUUGAUGCUUGAGAGAAUUCCAAGUAGUGUGUAAAUAAAUGUGUUGUAUCGUUACAUAGCUGUGAAACUAGCUUUUGAUAGGAAAUGAAUAGGGUAAUAGAUUUAAUAUCUUGAAAAAAUGUUAAGUAUAAAUGCAAGGUCCAGGUUGGUUUUAAAAUAAUUUGGAAGAGAGGAAAAGGAUUAGCAUUAGAAGUUACUGAUGAUGAUCAUUAACAAAACCUUUUGUAUGUGUUCUGUGUCAGAAUAGCAGUGGACUCCACGCUGACUGGAAGACUUUUCCAACGGUUGAAAAUUUAAAAUAAUGUAUCCAAUCCAACCAUACUAACUUGGACACCCCCCUUUGCCUCCCCCCUCCCAUCUUACCCAGCCACCAAAGGGCAAGAUCUUUCACGUCUCCUACUGCUGAAAUGAAGAGCACAAUUAUCUCUAAAAGAAGAAUUUCUGUGGUUAUAUACAAAAUAGAAAAAGAAGUAAAAUUGUGCAUUCCUUUUGGGACCACCUUUCGUCUAGAAAACUAAAGGAAAAAAACACACUUUGUUUAAGCAUGUCCAGACAAAAAAAGAGAAAAAAAAAUCAUUGUGAAGCAGACAACUUUUAACUUUCACUGUAGUUUAAAGAUUGCAAACCAUUGAUUUGGUUUUACUGACUUUAUGAGUUGGGGGUGGGUGGGCCUUGUUUUAUCUCACUUUCAAACUUUGAAGUCGUGUUUGUAGCAGGGUUGAUAUCUACUUUUUGUCCAUAUUUCCAUUUCCUUUUUUUUUUCUUUCGUGCAAUUUGAUUUUAUGGUCAAUUGUUGAGCCAAGCCAAGACAAGGGAGUCCAAACCCAGAUACAUCUGGGAUUGUUAAUGCUGUAAAUUUAGUCCCUGAAGUCUUUUUAUUAUUAUUAUUAUUAUUUCUGUCUUAGUGUCACAAAUUGUUGCACAAAUACUGCAUAUAUAGGAUAAUGUUAAGAUAACCAAGCACACGCUGUACAUGGUAUUGAAUGUUUUUUUUAAAAUCACCUUUUAUGGGUAACAAAAUGCAAACUCUAGUUUUUUCCACCCCACCUCACAUGUUAUUACUCUCUUAUUUUGGCAUAGUAUGGAUUUCUUAUGCCCACUUGGAGGGUGCUUCAUAGCCUAACACUACCCCAUAAUCUCAAUAAACCAACAAGAUUCUGUGGAUUUGGGCUUUUUCUGGGGGGUGGGAGGUGUUGAAAAGAGAAACCUGUUCAGCGCUUGGCUAUUCCAUCAAUUCUUUGUGUAUGAAACAAUGUACAAAUUAAUGUUUUUGGAAAUAAUGAUCUUAAAAAAAACUUUCUAAGUUAAACAAGAACAAUGGAAAGAGAGAAAAUUUGUUUUGGUUUGCCAUAUUGGGUUGGAUUACUCUUUAGAAUCGCAUGCUGUAGAAAUGCUCAAGUGCAUAUGAGACUAAUGUGUCCUUAUGUGUUUUCUUUCAAGAAAUAACCUGUUUUUUGUUUUGUUUUUUAAUUUGGAAAAAAAAAGCUGUAACCAUUGCUGAUCUCCUCAUUUACUGUUGCUACUCUGUGCAUUAAAACAAAAGGAUGGAAAGUACUGAGCUAUGCACAUUCUGGAGUAGUGUAAUAGAUAAAUCACUAUUCUUAAUAUGAAAGGAAAAGGGAAAAAAAAACCCCCAACCACUUACUUUAAACAAUCACUGUAGAUUUGAUUCUAGGGUGGGGAAGGGAGAGGAAUAACAUGCUUUUAAAUUCCUAACAGCCUGUUGACUUUAGUCAAAGGAGCCCUUUUUAUCAGGUUAGAUUUUCCUUUCCCCUAACAAGCAACCAUUCCUGGCUUUGUGUUUUGAAAAUGAAAGAAAAAUACAAAAAAACCUAAACAGCGCUUUGGGCAGCAAAUUACUCUGUCUAACGCUGUUCCUCUCUUUUUCACUGUACUGGAAUUCUCCCCCCACCCCUUUGCUACAGCAAUGGCUAUUAUCCAUUUUGGGGUGUGUCUCUUCCUCUCCCCACCCUCCCUCUGGCAACACUCUGUACAAAAUGUGCUGUAAUUGUGCGUUUUUAGGCCUGGAUUUGGCAUUUCAAAAAACAACAAAAAAUUGAAGAAAAAAACCCCUCUUCUUCCCCUGCGCCCUCCCCCCUUUAUGGAACUAUUCUCAGUAGAGCUUUCUCCACACCCUUGUAUCCUUCACCUUUUGUAUUUAAUUUUAAAGUCAGUGUACUUCAAGAAAGCUGGAUGCAAGAUAGAUACUAUAUUAAAAUGUACUGUUAUUUAAGAUGUAAUAAAGCAGUUUGACAUG
Molecule: messenger RNA, 72036 nt
Organism: Podarcis lilfordi (Lilford's wall lizard)
Lineage: Eukaryota; Metazoa; Chordata; Lepidosauria; Squamata; Lacertidae
Source: the annotation of a GenBank genome assembly